AUGUCAGACCACCCUGGAUCCAGCCCCAGCCUUAGCACCAAUCCAAAGAGGCCCAGAGUCACCAAGAACCCCGAUGCUGAGGUUACAGCGCAAGAACCGGCCCCGCCAGUUUUUAACCGUAAACUCCGUAAAGCGGCGGUGGGGACUGGCUGCGAUAUCCGGCUGAGGGUGUCCGUGUCUGGGUUUCCCAAACCUACUCUGACCUGGUACCGCAACGAUGAGCUCCUGCCUCCAUCUGAGAACCAGGACUCCGGGGGUCUUUGGAUACGGGACUGCCACACGAGUGACGCCGGCUUGUAUACCUGCAUGGCGACCAAUGAGCUGGGAGAGGCAAGCUGCAGCGCUGUAUUGGCUGUCAUGGACCUGGGUGAAGGUAAAUACCUGCAGAGACCUACACAAGAGGGUUCUUUUUAAAAGAUUAUUAUUCAAGGUUAGUUUUUACACCUUUAGUGCCUCUUACAUGAAAAAGCAGCGGCUGAUUUACAGCAAACACUUGAAAACCUGGACUAAAGAUAGCAUUUAAAUCUGUUCAACUAAUUGCCUUUCUCUUCUUUAAUUAAUAUGUAUCCCUUGAUAGAGUCUGGGAGAGUGCACCCAGACUAAACAAUGCAAAUCCAGCCUCUGUGUUUUGAUCAUCAGACAGUAGCCCUGCCUUCCUCGUCUGCAGAGCAGCAACAGGAGACGCUUAAAAUUAGCUCCCGAAUGCAAAUGGAGUCUCCGCUUUGGUGCACCUGCCGUCGCUUUCUAUUAGCUGCACAGCUGAGCUUUGGAGUUGUUUGUUGUGUUUACUGAGCGUGUUCUUACAUUUGCAAGUAUUCUGCAUCUAAUGUGAUCCGGGGAAACUUAAAUUAGCCUGUGAAAAUGUUGGCCGCGAGACCAAACAAAUCAUUAGGGCGGUCUCCACCUGCGGACAUAAGUGGGUGUAAUGGAGAGCCCUCAUUACCAGCUGCUGCUGUUUGUUGUAACAUAAUGCAAACAGUAGUGUGAUACAAUAAUAAGGUAUUUAUGACUGCAGAUUGAUGUCAGCUGGGAGGUUUGAGAUCUUAAUUGUUUUGUUGUAAAUACUACAGAAGUGAUACUCAGGAUUUCCUGAUAUAGAGUUAGAUUCUUUCAAACUCCGGCCCAUCUCUGGCACCACAGCGAUUUCAUAUUUCAAAUACUAAAAUGCUUUUGUAGGGCAGUCCUCCUUUAUGUGGUUGUACUGUCAUAAAUUCACACAGCAAAGUAUGCAAACAUAAAUCACUUCUUUGAAACGCUAGAGUAACAGCCCCGUUUGUCCCAUCUUCCAAAUUAUCCUGAUGUCUCAUACACAUCUCCAGAACUCCAAAGAAAUCAAUCACUGUAUUGACUUUACAAUAACGUAAUUCAUUUUAGUGUUUUCCACGAAAAUGCUACAGCAGACGGGGUUUGGACUGUACUUAAAUGCAUUAACCCCCCAUAUAUUUUGUUAUGUCAUUAAUCUUUAUUCAUAUUACAAGGCAGAUCAUGUUUUACUAUUGAUUUACUGGAGCACACUUUUUUUUGCACCGUAUUGAAAUUGUUGUUAUAAUAACAGGUGACAAGAGCUUUGGAACAGAUAAAGACAAGAUAACAGGUGAUGUGUAAGGGCCUGUGUCCACUGAUGGUGUCAUUCCCAUCUGGACAACAUGAUAAUGAUCUGAUGAUGAGAGAAAUAUAAGGGCCUCUGUCCAUUGAUGGCAUCAUUACCAUCUGGACAGCAUGAUAAUGACUUGAACAUGAGAGAAAUAUAAGGGCCUGUGUCCUCUGAUGGCGUCAUUCCCAUCUGGACAGCAUGAUAAUGACCUGAACAUGAGAGAAAUAUAAGGGCCUGUGUCCACUAGAAGCAUCAUCUUUGCUAGGACAAGACUUGAUAAUGACCUAAUAUUAAGAGACUUGUCAGGGCCUGUGUCCCCUGAUGGCAUCAUUACCAUCUGGACAAUGUGAUAAUGAUCUGAUGUGAGAGAAAUAUAAGGGCCUGUGUCCACUAGAAGCAUCAUCUUUGCCAGGAAAAGACUUGAUAAUGACCUAAUACUAAGAGACUUAUCAGGGCCUGUGUCCACUGAUGAUGUGAACUGCCUAUAGAUAAGGCUUGUUCAUGAUAUAAUGACAAAAAAGAUGUAUUUAAGGCCAUGCCCAUUUAUGAAAUGGUCUGUGUGUAAGCAAGGAUUGUUGGUUAUAAUGUAUAAGGGCCUGUGUCCACUAAUAGCAUAAUCCGUAAAUGCAUGAGACGAGAUGUAAUGAUAAGAGAUACACAAGGAUCUUUACAACUUUGCUAAUGAAGUGAUCUGUGUGCAGGUAGUGCUUGUGAAGUAUGCAAGAGUUCUGUUAGGGCCUGUGUCCACUAAGAGCAUAAUCUGCAUAUGAACGGGAUUUGUCAAUGAGGUUUUGAGAAAAGACGUGAAAGGGCCACAUGUCCACUAAUGGCAUGAUUUCCGUACGAGUGAGACUUGUCAAUUAUGCAGAUACAAAAAAUGGAUUAGGGCCUGUUUCCACUAAUAGCAUAAAAUGCAUAUAGAUGAGACUUGUCUGACAUAAUCACAAGAGAUGUAUAAAUCCAAUCUCAUGUGGGUGAGACUUGAAAAUUAUUCUGCAUUUUGCCUCAAUCCAAGAGUAUAUGCAGAAAGACGUUAGCAGCCACCAGCUGCAGAUCGAGUUAAAAACAGCGGUGUUCGGAGGUUUGUAUUUCACAUGAGGAGCUUAUUUUACAUGAUGGUUUACAACAUACCUUCACAGCUAAGAAUAUACUUGGUCUGCUGUAAUGUGCGGAAAACACUGUUUUUUUUAGUGCCGGUAAUGAUAUAAAAUCCAGCUAAAUAUCAAGCACUUUGGAAGGUUAGCUCUGACUAAAAUACAGUGCAACAUAAACAUGCAUUUCUAACAUUCGAAAACGCAUUAGUGUCUCGCUCCACGCCACUUUAGCGUGAUGGAUCGGAAUGGGCUGUCCAUUAUUACCCUGUUUAUCUUGUCACCAUAGCCUUGCAGAGAUAAGGAGAGCAUUUGUCAGAGAGGCUUUUGUGGCUUUUUUCAAGCGCAGGUCUCCUCCAUGCGCCUCUAGCGUAAGCUCUAUUUUUCAUAUGUCACAGCUGCAGCAGAAUUUAUUAACUUUGAUCAGUAAAUAAGUCGAGCAAUGGCUUGGCGCCAAACUCCCGCUUCCAUUAAGUGGUGAUUUUCUGCUUUAUUAAAAACCCAACAGGCCGAGACACAUCAUUAAACCGCAUUUUGCCCGGAUAUUGAGCGUCACAAUGAGAGUUAUAAAUAUGUCCGACCGGUUUGCAUCAUUGAUUUGAUUGACGGUGUCAAAUAUAGACUACAAUUUCCAAUGAGAUCAUAGUCGGGUAGAUCUGAUCGGUCUUGCUGCCUCGGCCUGGAGGGUGGAAGUUGACGGUUGAGCUCACAUGUCAGCAGGUCUCACACUGGGAGCUGGCAGGGACGGUCCAGCUGGCGGAUCACUCAGCACCCUCUCUGUUUCACUCGCCUGGAUUUGAACUCCAAACAUCAUGAUUCCCAUAAACCAUCUCUCCGUCUUUAGGCGGAUAUUUCACCUCAUCGUCUUAUAAAAGCAGCAGGUUUUGUGACAAACUCAUUUUCGCCUGUCCUCCUCUUGUCCAAACUCGACAUGUUUGCCCUUGUCUCUCUCAUUGUUUCUCCGCUCCGAGCCGUGGAUGUGACACUCGAACUUGUGUCACAGUGAAGUCGCACGAAUGCAGAGCUGAGACUUGACUGCUGCUGGGAGAUUUGGCAUGCAUCAGACUUGACCCUGCGAAGGCCUGACCUAGAUGCAGAAACACCCGAGUUAAGCCCUUACAAAACCAUUCAACAACCCCAACCUUUAAAUUAUGCAUCGUAUGAGCCUCAGGUUGUGUUUAGGAGGUAUUUUAAGACGCUGUUAACAUCGUUUUUAAGAGGACACAGUCAAAUACAUGGUUGCCCAGAAAUGUGAGCGUACUUUCCCUGAGCCUCUUUGUUUUUCAUGUAAAUAAUGUGAGAUAUUUAGGCCAAUGGCGAACAGCUUUAAAACACGUCUUCUUAAACCACUACGUCCUGGUUUCCUUCCAUUUUCCUGCUUCCCUCUCUCUCCCCCCGUGGUUAUUUAUGGUUCAGUAUGUGUCGUGCUGGCCACAGGGCUCGCGCUCGAGUGAUGUGUGGAUGCCGCCGGCCCCCCUUCUCCGAUUGCACCGGCAGACAUCACGGAUAAUUAUAGCAUCGCCACGGUCAAGACGCGGCGCUGUCACACUCAAUCACGGUCAGCGUGAUGAAAGAGACGCAGGAGGGGAAGGAGGGGAGGGCGUACAGGGGCGGCAUGGGGCUGUGAAUGUGUAUCAGUGUGUUUGCACACGUGUGUGCGUGCAGGUUUAAUGGCUGCUUUUGAACACCGAGUCAGGCCCACAUCCAGGUCUGCCACUUUAAGAUUUCACCCCGAGAGAUGAGACCAACCAGAAACCAGGGUAGUUCUGUGUCACAAGUCUAGACCACUUUACUGACGUCACGCUGUGGUUCGGUGCGCGGCUUUGAUUAACUUCCUGUCAGGACAGAGAGGCUGAAAAAUACUUUGAUAGAGCCUCUUAGAAAGCAGCUCAUCGCUCACCUGUGGUAUUUUAAGAUGCUUUUAUUGAAGGCGAUUGUUGUUUUGUGACGCAGGAGUGUGAAUAGAUCUGACGUGACUCGCGGGUAGUCAUAAAACAACAUCUCAGGAGGACCUUAGAGCACCUGUAAGGGAGGUUUUUUUUUUUUAAUCUGGGGCUGCAGGCCUGUUAUAGAUCGAGCUGAAGAGGUUUUCAGUCACUGAAGCUCGUUAUGAAGUCCAGAUAUUACCAAUUAAAGAAAGAAAUGGUUUCCAAGAAAAUUAGAGAAGGUACAGCUAAAGGAGGGAGGUAAGGAAGGGUCUAAGGAAAGGAGGUAUAAAUGUGAGGAUGCAAAGUCUCUCCGACUGAGACUGCUUCAUUCAGGCAGAGUUUGACUUUAAUUUGGCGUAUUUAGGUUUCUGGGUCGCUGCAUGCUGUCUUCUCUGUCGCUGGAGUCGAUGGUGUAAAUCACUGUCAACAAGAGAGUUGUUUGAAUCAGAUCGUUUGUUUGAGGUGUCGUUUCAGCAUCUUCAAAAUCUAUACAGGAGUGACAGGCUGAUAGAUGUUUCAGGACAGAUACCUCCACUAUAGAACCAGACUGCAAACAGAAUAUGAUACAACAUAAGCCAAUAAGUGUUGGCCGUAAUAGCCGUAUUAAUUCAAUCUAAUUGUAAGUUAAGAUGGAAAACAGUUUAAAGUAAAAAAAAUAAUAAUUACUGUUAAAAAAGUGAAAGGACAAGAGAGAUAUGGGAAAUUAAGGUGCUAAGACACAAAAUAUAUCCUGGUAUAAAGACACAAUAUGGUCACAAAAUGGCCCAAUAUGAUAAUUUAUAACAUGACACAAGAAUUUGUGGUAGCAUACAGCACAAUAUGAUAUAGCGUGUCAUGAUUCAGUAAAAUAUGAUAUAAAAUAAAACAUUAGAAUACAAUACAGAUUUAUUUGGACAGUAUGGUACAGUACAGUAAGAUAUGACAAAAUACAAUACAACAAAGUUUGAUUCGGUAUGAGAUACAAUAUGGCAAAGAUAUGACUGGAUAUAAUAGGAUUUAAUACAAAACAAUAAAAUACAGUGUAAUAUGAUACAGCAGGUUACAGUCUGGUUCAAUAUGAUACCAUCAUACACGCUACGAUAUGAUUCAGUUCGAUUUAAUACAAGACGGUACGCUAUGAAGCGAUAAGAUGAUCCAAUAGAGUCCAAGAUGACAUGGGAUAAGACAAGAAGUAUGAUAUGAUGCGAUACGUUUCGAGAUGACAAAUUAUGAUAUGGUACGAUACGUUAUAAGAUGAGAAAAUAUGAUAUGAUAUGAUAUGUUCCUAUGCCAAAUAUUACUACAUAAGAUACAUUACGAUACGCAAAAGUACGGUAUGUUUCGAUAUUAUGAGACGAGAAAGUACCAUAUGAUACAAUACAUUACGAGAUGACAAAGUAUGAUAUGAUGUGAUACGUUCCUAUGCCAAAUAGUAUGAUUGAAGAUACAUUACGAUACACAAUAGUAUAUGUUUCAGUAUUAUGAGGUGAGAAAGUACCAUAUGAUACAAUACGUUACGAGAUGAUAAAGUGCGAUAUGAUAUGAUACGUUAAGAGAUGAGAAAGUAUGAUUUGAUACGAUACGUUUCUAUGCCAAAUAGUACGAUAUGAGAUACAUUACGAUACACAAAAGUACGAUAUGUUUUGAUAUUAUGAGACGAGAAAGUACCAUAUGAUACAUUCUGAGAUGAGAAAAUAUGGUAUGAUACGAUUCGAUAUAAUAUGAUAUAGUAUAAUAUAACAUGAUAUGAUAUGGUGUGAUAUAAUGGGAUACGAUACUAUACAACAAUAUAGGACAUUGCAUGUCAUGAUACAGAAUAAAACAAGAUACAAUAUCAUGGUAUGUCAUGAUAAGAUAGGUUAUGUUAUAGCACUCCAGGGUAUGAUACUGUUAGAUCAGAUAUAAUCCCAUUAGAAAGAAUUAGAUACUGUAGAGCGCGGUAUACCUUUGAAUAUGGUAUACCUUUGUUACCUUUAAAUUAAACUAACAACACUCGGCACUGUGAUAUGAUAAAGACACAAGCCAAGAGGACGAUAUAUUGCAGCAACGCCAUACGACAUGUUUAUCCAUGGGACAGACUUAGUUAAUAUUUACACACUCAUAUUUAGGCUAAAAGGAAUUUCACACCAGUGCAGCAUCAGUGUUUUUCAUUUAGCUCCACAGUCUUGGACUUUCUAUUUAUCCCAUCCAAGGCUACGCUGUUAUUUUCACCUCCAGCUCCAGGGUUUACGAGCACCACGUCGAAAAUAGCCGCCCUACGCUUCGGCUGAUGUCCCCUUAGCUGUCUCAUUGUUCCAUAAUGUAUGUGCCGUUGUAGCGUAACAUUAAUGCCGUAUUACAACAUGUCUGCCUCCUCCUUCUAGAGUUUCAAAACUCCCCGCAGCCCGAGCGGAGUGACACUCAGAGGACAGCAAAGGUUGUUGAGCAGCAUGUGUUUAAUCUCCAGCUAUAACUAGGGUGGGGGGGCAGGCUCUCAGGAAAGGGGGUGCAGAGGGAGAGUACAGUACAGAUGGAGGGGUUGUACUAUGCAAGACUGGAAAUAGACCCCUCAAGUUGGCAGCUGGCAGAAGUUCGGGAGGACUGGGGGUAGACAGGGGCAAGAAGGACAGACAUGGGUUGAGGAAGAUGAAAUUUGGAGGAUCUAGCGGCCAUCUCGGAGCGACCAUUCGUCCGAGUAGGAAGAAACCAUUUUAAAGAAAUAAUUUUAAGAGAUGGAGGUGGAGGGAGAAGGCCUCGCUUUUAGCGGUGAAAGAAUCGAGAAGUAGAAAAUCUGAAGAUGUUUCGGAAGGAGCUGCUGGAUGCUCGGAAAGCUUUGAGGGGCGUCAGGGAGGGCGUGAGUGGGCCGAGGAGCAAGAAACAGAGAGGUGAGUGGGAGCAAAACAAAACACGCUCCACAAUAGCGCGCACCGCUUUAUUGGGACUCCUUGAAGCGAGAGGGAAGGAGAGAAGAUAGCAGUGUUUCAGGGAAUUAUAAAAUGCAGACUCAACUGAGUGGAACAGCUGUAAUGGAAAUGAAAACAAGGUAAUUCUCCGGAGGCUGCCAUUGUGGCGGCCUAAUUGGAUUCAUUGUGUGUCUCCUGCCGGCUUUGGCCUCCUCAAGCCCUUGUUUUAUUCAGGGACAAAGCUUUCCCGCUGUAGGAUUUGCUUUAAAACACAAUAAUCUUGUUUGUAAUCGUACAGAUAUGGAUAUGGUUGCCAAUAAACACUCUAAUUAUCCCCUAUUUUUCUUGAAAACGACUUGAAAAAGGCUCUUACAUCACUGACCUGUCCAUUUGACUAAAACUCUACCCUGUAACCAGUAAAUCCUGGUGAUGUUUCCAGAAAAAGUGUUGUUUAUGGACCAUAUAGAGCGUACAAAGCACGUCUUAUUGACCCAAUCCACUUGUCUGGAUUGCAGCCUGCUUACAUCGGCACUCAGGAGUGGAGAUAAUCUAUAGCUGCUCAAUGAUUUCACAUUCCCACCAUAUUACCUUCAAGUGGAUCAGCAGCGCAACACAAUUAAUGAGGCUGUCAAUUCUCAUGAGGCAGGCUCAACCGAACGCUGUUUGGCCUGGCAGAGUGUGUGUUUGUGUUCCAUCCUGCUGGUACACGGUCAUUCACAGGGACCCUCAGGGAUCUGGUCGGGAUUAGGUGGUAGGAUCGGGUUGCAGUGUGACUGUCAACAUCGACCGCUGUCAUUUGGGAUUUCCAAACCAGCUCACCACACAAGCUGGAUAGACAUACCGUUGGUCGCAUUUGUCUCUAGAGGGUGAUGAAGACCCUGCUCUAGGCCGUUUUAUGGUUUUCUGUUAUUGCUCAGAUGGAGUGGUGCCUUAAACGUGGAAAUUUCCAGGCAAUUUCAGUUUUUUUUCAAUUAUUUCUAUUUGAUAUAAGAUCCAAAACCAAACAUUCAGUUUCCCGGCACUGAUUGGCUGAAGAUUGGGUGUAUUUUAAGUCUGGGCCCCCUUUGCUCCAUGUAGUUUUGUUGAUUGUACAAACGGAAAAAGCCAUGCCUGUGAACUAAACCCUCAAAGGUGCCAAUGUUAGAGGUGGCAAUGAGUGUGGUUGGGUGCCAAAAGCUGAUCUAAUAUCAACUGACCACACAGCUACUACCAAACAGCUGACACAAAUGGCAUUUUUGCACUUGGGAUGCAGGGAGUUUGCAGAACCCACUGCUAGUGGACACAGGCCCUUAAAUACCCUGAAAUAUCCUGACUAUUGCAGACAUGGGCCAACUAGAUUUACAACAGCUACAACAGGCUGAGAGAAAAUUGACCAAAAAAAAAGAAAAGAAAAAAAAUGCUACUAGUGGAUAUAGGCCCUGAAAAACUAUGCUUGGUCCUUGCUAUUGUAGACUAUGCUUGUUUCCUCUCUGCAGAAAUGUGUGCACUAAAUUUUUGACUAAAUUUCAGUAUUCAGUAGGCCAAGAGACACCAGUCGAUGAGGAAAAAAAUCAAUUGCAAUUUGUGAUAAAUUGAAGAACCUUUGCAGUUAUAGGCUGAGAGAAAGCAGACACUGAGUCCAGAAAAUGUUUUUAGUGGACACAGGCCCUUAAAUACUGUACUUUGUCCUGACUACUACAGGCUGUUAUGGAUUUUGCUAGAAUGGGUCAGUUACAUUUUUUGAUAAAUUAAAGAACCUUUGCAGUGAAAGGCUGAGAGAAAGCAGACACUGAGUCCAUAAAAUGCUGUUAGUGGACACAGGCCCUUAAAUACUGUACUUUGUCCUCUUUAUUGCAGACUGUGAGGCUUGUGGUUUCUACAGAAAUGAGAUGAUUAGAUUUUCCUUUGAACCAGAGAUGUUUUGCAGUGAUAGGCUAAAAGUUAAAAAAACAUAUGCUGGUGAUUUGUUUUUUAGAUCGUAGUGCCUGAUCUUUGCUACCACUUUUUAACAGAUUCAUACAGAUGAUAUUUUUUCAGUUGACGCUGAAUAAAAGCUGAGUCGUCUCAAAGAUGAUAUCUGUUAUUAGACUCCAUCAUUAUCAGAUGUACACCAAAUAGAAAAGUUAAAAGAAAUCACUGUAAGAUUGGAUUAAAGCUAAAUUUGUUGAUCAAUACUGUGAGUAAAUACAGAUGCCGACUUAAAAAAAUCGUUUGCACAAUUAGGAAUAAUUCGUUCUCCGAUAACUAGCAGGUUUUUCUUGGGGCAGGUUUUCAAGAGCACCCUGCUGUUUCACAGACUGACUCUGAAUAUAAAGCACGCCGGCAUGAUAAGGAAGCUCUGGUUUGAUAUGACGAGACUUGUUCUGCGCUGAGGAGCAGAUACAGUGUGAUCACAGUGUGAUGUAACAGCAGCUGAAUCUGUAUUCUGUUGCGGGGAGAUUAGGGGCCGACUCGCUGCUGAUAAAGCUGCGCGCCUGGAAGGCAUCCAUCGGGGCUGCUCCACAGAACAGACAGACUCUGUCACAAAAUCGAUGGGUUUCCGUGAAGUCUCCUUAUUCUCUUGUUGUUUUAAGCUAAUUAAACCGUAGCAGGCUUCCAAAAUGUACCUGUCCAAAGUCUUUGUAAACACUCAAUCUUUGUCUAAAGACUCCUCCAUGUGCGGUUGCCAAAAUAUGCGUGUGAAUCAUUACAGUAAGUAUUACAGAAAACAAUAGGGCCUGUGAAAUGUCAAAAAAAGCAGAUCCAAAGGAAGACAAAUGACACGCGCCAAUAAAAUCUAAUAAUCCUCCACUAAUGCUUGAUAUUUAACGAUAACUCAGCCUGAGAUUGGUCCAAGCCAAGUCCUUUUGGCUUUUAGCAAUCAUAAAAAAACAACCACAUGAGAGAUAUUUCCAAGCAGCUUGAAAUGGACCCGGAUGAUGGUCCUGGAAUCUCGUGUUAUGAUGAGCUUAUCGAUCCAGGGGGCGGCGUUUGAACUGUUACUUGGGGGUGUAUCCCGUAUCACGCAUAAAGCAUUGGUAUUGAUCGCUGCACUCUCUGGCAGACCGAGUGCCUCUCACUGGUGAUGGAUGGAGGAGGAGGAGGAGGCCUGUGAGGGUGAAGAGAGGGAGGUUUGUUCAAAUAACAAUCGAGAGCCUGUGAAUUUGGAUGUGUCUCAAGUGGAAAGGGAUGAUUUUCACAUUUAAAUCUAGUCGGGUUUGAAGAAAACACCACUUGUAGCUGUGUGAGCAACCCAAAAAGACAGCGGACAGACUUACGGACUGGAAUCAAACACCCCCUGAGCAACUCCUGAUUCAUGCUGGGAGUAAAUCGCACAUAUUGAUCCUGUGUUACACGGCCAUAAGCAUUAACAUGCCUCACUUAAGCACAUUGUUCAGCAGAGAGAGGGGGUAGAAAAGCUGUGCUGAAAUCUGAGCUGAAGCUCCAGGGUGGUUAAUUUGAGAGAGGAGAGAUCUGUGUAAUUAUUCUUAGAUUCAUUUGACGGAGGUGCUGAGAGGAGCACAGAUGUGUCUGAAAGGACAAUUAACGUGCUUCAGAGGAUGAGGGGAGGUGGUGGGAAGUAGUGAUGAAUUCUUGUCAGGUUUUGCUUGACAAAUCACACAUGCUGUGUUGUAUCUGUUGUAUCUUAUGUAGUAAAAAGCUCAGCCCAUUUCUGCAGAAGCUAAAACCACCACCAGAGUCUGAAAUAAUGAGGAUUAGACAGCGUAUUUAAGGGCCUGUGUCCACUAAGUGCACUUUUAUUGCUCUGGCAGUGUCUUUUCCCUCAGCCUACCUCUGCAAGGGUUCCUCAAUUUAAUUCAAAAUCUUAUAGACCUAUUGUUGCAGAAGCCACUAUCCUGACAGUCUGCAAUACUGAGGACAAAAAGGUACAUUCAAGGGCCUGUGCCCACUAGCAGCAUAAUUUUGUUUUUGCUCUGGCAGGCUAACACUUCUAGGAUUCUUCAGUGCAAUACAAAAUGUUGUUAGCCUGCUUAUGCAGAAGCAACAACCUUCACAGUCCACUAGAGUGAGGCGGAACAGUAUAUCUAAGGGCCUGUGUCCACUAACAGCACUUUCACAGUGUGUGCUGGCAGGGCUUCUUUUCUCCAAACAUAUAACUGCAAGUAUUCCUCAAUUUUAUUUGAAAUCAAAGAGGCCCAUUGUUGCAGAAGUCACAACCCUUACACCAAUAGUGAGGACAAAAAACUAUAUUCAAGGGCCUGUGUCCACUAAAAGCAUUUUCAGAGUGUGUGCUGGCAGGGCAUGUUUUCUCCAAAUAUAUAACUGCAAGGAUUCCUCAAUUUAAUUGAAAAUCUUUUAGAGCAGUUGUUGCAGAAGCAACUAUCCUUCCAGUCUGCAAUACUGAGGGUAAAAAAAGUAUAUUCAAGGGUCUGUGUCCACUAACAGCAUUUUUAGAGUGUGUCCUGCCAGGGCCGGUUUUCUCAAAACAUUCAACAGCAACGAUACCUUGAUUUAUCUCAAAAUCUAAUUGGUCCAUAGAAGCUACCACCGAUACAGUCUGUAAAACCAAUCACAAAAAGUAUUUUUAAGGGACUGUGUCCAUUAGCAGCAUUUUUUUUUUUUGCUCUGGUAGCCUUACACUGCAAGGAUUCCUCAAUUUAAUUCAAAAUCUAAUAGAUCCAUUUUUGCAGAAAUCAUGAACCUUUCCAUCUGCAAUACUGAGGACAAAAAUGUAUUUUUAAGGGCCUUUGUCCACCAGCAGCAUUUUUUUUUUUUGCUGGAUCUUUUUUAUCAUAUUUAACUGCCAGAUUCAGACACAACAAAAAUAACUCUUCGCUUAAAUGUGGUUUUAUGCCCAUGCAGUGAUUUCCACGACAGAGUAUUUCAUGUGCCACCAACAUUUUUUUAUAUGAUGCUAUUCUUGAGGUGUUUCUGAAGCAGGUUGUUUAUACAAAAGCAGCUCAUCUGCAUAGAAAUGAGACGAUUUCAUGCCAGAAACAACCUAUCACUCUUAUUUAUUGGUGCAAAUACAAUCAGGGAGUCAAGCGCUGCGUGUCUGACAGCAUUUUUAUGGUGCAUUACAGCGUUGUGGUUGAGGUUGAUGCUGGUUGUAAUAUAAAAAAACAUGUUUUACCGCUGUCUGAGCUGAAUACAUAAACGAGGCCGUCAGGAUAACAGUAGAUUACUGACAAACAUAAAAGUUCCCUAUAGGAGCUUUAAAUGUCUUUUAUUAUUAAGGAUGGUGUGUUUGUACAGUGUAUACACAAACAUCGAUUUGAGGUCAAACUGCGUUUCUGCUGCCCCUGAAAUCAGUCCCAUGCAUCACUCUGUCAUCCUGCCGGGGGGAACUGUGUUUGCUAUCUCAGCCCGAGUCGCCCUCUCUGCUCCAGGCGGUGUUCACCUUGACCCUAUCGGUGGUUAAAGCUAACAAACAUGGAAUACAGAUGAAUAUUUGAUGGAUCAGGGGUUUGCGGAGGGCUGCUUGCUUUCUUAGAGGGGAAACCAAGAAAAAGAAGGAUGGACUGAGCGGGAGAGGAGGAUGUUGACUCUCUCGUUUCUUGAAUUUGUUGGUAUUUCUUUUUAUCGUAUCAUCUGCGCCUCUUCUUUCUGCUUCCCCUCUCAGUUUCUCCGCCCACGUGAAUAAUUUCCCCAACCUCUCGCCUCCACUCUGUGUCUCUUUCCUCCUCUCAAGCUUCUCCUUUUCAUUUUUUUUCGCUCCUGCUCUUUCAAAGCCGGUUGUUUUCUUCCUCAUUUUCCCUUUUUUUUCUUCCUCUUUCUCUUCUACCUCCUCCUCCUCCUCCUUUCGUUCCCCACUCUCAUCUCUGCAAUCAAGACCAGCACGCCCCUUAUGCUCUCACUUCCAACCCCCCACCUCCUCUCCGGCUCUGAGUGCGCUCUCUGUCGAGGCAGAGCGAGCGGAGAGGCGGCGGCGAAGGGGAGGGGAGUCAGACCAAACCAGCUGAGAAUUACCCCCCCCUCUCGAAAGGCGGCGUCUACGUCAGAGAGCGAUGCUCUUCACAUCAGCGGAUGCACGCUGAGACACAAAGACACCUGGCUCCGGCUUAUUUGCAUCCUCUCUCUCGCUCUCUCUCGCUCCCUCUUUCUCCCCCGUCUUGCUGCCAGACCGGAGAGUAAACACACCCACGCACACACACACACACAGACGGAAAAAAAGGCAGCUGAAUCCCGCACUGAAUUCAGAUUUUUCCCCCAAAUCUUCUUCUUGUUGAAGCCACACCCUUGGCUUAUUUUUACAGGGAUGUUUUUGUGAGCUAACGCCACAGGUAAUCUUUCACGCUUGACUGGGAGCUCUACUUCAAGAGAGAUGAAGAAAAUCUGGUCCAAGAAGAGAUUUCAGGUGAGUUUGCACCUUAAAUAAGAUUGUUUUCCAGCUUUAUGCAGAGAGAUUUAAUGCCACACCCUUUACAUUACAAAAACAUGCAAUUAUGUUGAUCUGCAGUAAAUAAAAGGAGUAUUUUUAAGCUUUUUUUUGGAGGUUAAAAAUUGAGUAAGAGCUCUAAUUUUGUAGUAGCAGGAGGGAGUAUCAAAGAGGCGAUGCUCAUUAUCUUCUCCUUUUUGUUGUCUGUUAUCUGUUUGCAAAUCGAGGAUAAAUCAGGACACCAGAACAAAGAAAAUCAAUCCUAGAAAAGUGUUGUCGCCAAGCAGAGACAAUGAGAAAGCUCUUUUUAAACCCUCGCUCAGACACACGCCAAAAACGCUUUUAACGUACUUUUUAAUCAAUAAAACAGUCGGUUAAUGCGCAGAUUUAUGUCAAAUAUCGAUCUGUACGCACGGUUUGAACAGUUUUGUGAAAAAAUAAGUGAUUCUUUGGAAAAUCGGAGCAGAUGGAAAGUGUGUCAGUAGGCUACACUCCAUGGAGACAUGAGAAUCAGGGCAGCCAAGCACAGGGGCGACGAAGUGAGCAAAGAACUGGAUGAACCUGAUAUCUGACGGUGGCUUUUGGCUCCCAUGAAUCCUACAUCAACACCAAAAGCCCUUUUUUCCCCCCUAUUUUCAUCUGCUGGCAGAAUGACACUGUUAGGAUUUGGAUUAUAAGCGUAGAGUAUCUCUGAAGCCUCUUUCAAAAGGAUCCCGUUGGCGGCUGGCUCUCGCUGAUAUGACCGCCUGGAGGCCACGACAAUGGAGAUCACGACGAUGGCGAGGGAAGCUCCCAGUGUCGUCUGUCAAACAGCAGUAACCACCAGGCAACAGUUAAUCAAACUACCCGACACAGAGACACGAGCCAAUGGGGAGUGCGCAGCGAAUGCGUGGGGGUGGAAAUGAGUGUGAAGUGAGUCAUUUGACUUCGCACUUUGACUACUUUUGCUUUUUUUUUUUUUUCUUUUCUCUAUCGACUGCAAAGCUGUGAGUCACUCUGAGGAGCUCUCCUUGGUGCUGAUUGACAAGACUGUCCGAGAAGCAGUUUCCAACCAACUAUCAAGUGCUUCAUCAGCAUGGACGCCAACUCGAACACGACCUUUUUUAGUCGGAAAGUUCAAAUACUUCAAACCGUCCUCAUCACAUUUAUGCUCCUCCAUUCAAAGAGUCUAUUUCUGUCGCUUAUUUUAAUAUUUCAGGGCAAAAACAAAGAAAUACGACCAAAGAUCUUUGAGUUUUGCACUAAAGUUAGACAUUUAGAGAACAUCUUGACCUUAUGCGCUUGGUUUUUACCAAUCUGAUCACCCUAAAGUGGCUGAAAAACUGAGAAAAUCAUUGGAAAACAGCUUGUAGGUUGGCGAACAUGUGCUCAAGAGGCAUUUUAACCCAUAUUUACAACAUAAAUGCAGAGUUUUGCAGUAAUUUCCUAGUUGACUGAUAAUGUCAAAGCCAUAUCAGCAACCUCCAAACACAAGCAUGGAUUAAUCUAGUAGAGUUUUUUAACAUCAGGGAUACCAGUCAUUGUUUAGAUUUGCACUCGAGUCAGAAAUUUGAGUUUCAGUGAUUAAAAACAAGCUGUGUGAGUCAAAUCAAAGGGCAUUUUUACUAAGGGAAAGGUUUCACAGCAUUUUGAACUUAGUUCUCAACGAACUCAUUGUCCUAAAUUGCCUUUAUCAACACAAACAGUGUAUUCGUGACCUACAGAAGGACCUUGUAGAUUUUGCAAAGCCUCCCAUCGUCCAUUUGGACUUCAAGAAAACAAACUAGCUUUUGUGAAGACAUUCACAUGUAUUAAACUUGACCUUAUUUCAACAGUGAAGCGCUGGGAUUACUAAUGAAGAAAGUAUCAUAUCAUAUCGUGUCAUAUCGUAUCGUAUCAUAUGGUAUCGUAACUUAUCGUAUCUUAUUAUAUCUAAUGGUAUCUUAUAGUAUCUUAUCUUAUCUUAUCCUAUCAUAUCUUAUCAUAUCUUAUUGUAUCUUAUUUUAUCGUAUCUUAUUUUAUCUUAUUUUAUCGUAUCUUAUCGGAUUUUAUCGUAUCUUAUCGGAUUUUAUUGUAUCUUAUCGGAUUUUAUUGUAUCUUAUCUUAUCUUAUCUUAUUGUAUCUUAUUUUAUCAUAUCUUAUUGUAUCCUAUCUUAUCGUAUCUCAUCUUCUCUUAUUGUAUCUCGUAUUAUCGUAUUGUAUCUUAUUGUAUCUUAUCUUAUCUUAUCUUAUUGUAUCGUAUCUUAUUGUAAUCCUAAUAUUUCCGAAAUUUAUACAGUCGUACAAUCCAUGUUCUUUAAGUUCCUGAAAUGACUUUGCUGCCCUGGUCCCUCUGUGCCAAACGCCUCCUCGUUUAAGAGCGACAGCACAAACCCCGGGUGUAAUGGCGCCUCCACGACUAAACAAGCGUGACAUUUAAAGAGCGGUUAAUUGCGCGACUGCUCCGUCUUCACUUCAGAGUCAAAUAUCAUGCAGCUUGAAUCUAAUUGUCGGUGUUUGGGCUCUUUUGGAGUUCGCACUCUUGUGUUUUGUCUGAAGCAAAGUCUCUGGCCGUCCUCGCUGAUGAAUAACACAUUUUACUCUAUCUUCUUGCAGAGAACUGGGCAUUCCACACGGACAUUUGGCCGAUUCACCCAUGGUGUGUUGUCAGUAUGAGCUCUCCCCCCUCUUCCUCGCUGUUCUAGUGUAUCUAUUUCUGCUAAGACGCUAAAUCUACUCUGGCUUUUUGAGUUUUUUUUCCUCUCUCUCUUUCUGCUUCUGUGUACAGCAUGUGCUUUUCUUCUUCUUUGAUUUAUCCCUCUAAUGACUCUUGUAUAUUUUAAAGUCACUGUAAUGCAUUUUACAUGUUUUUACUGCUUGCCUGCUUACAACCAGAGUGGGUUUUAUUGUUGUACAUCCACCCCCACAGAGCAAUAUUUGUGUAAUCACACUGUUGCGUAAAUUAUUGGGUGGAUACCGUGUGGCGUGGUUAAUAUUUGGUAAUAUUUGUGCAAUCUAGAGCCACACAGUGAUAUAGAUCCCCCUCAUAAUUACAUCUGCGACUUGAUUUCUUUGCGCAGAACUUAAUCAGAUUCAGACGGGUGGAUCUGCAGACCCACAUCCACGCCGCCGCUGCGAUGUAAUGACUUAAUGGUGAUUGUUCAUUGGCUUUCUUAUCAUUAGGCAGACCUUCUGGAAUUAUCUAAUCAGGAUCUGACUUGAUGUGAGGCGCAAUGAGGUGCAACCUGUUUAGCGGUUGUCUUAGUCCUCCUCCUCUUCCUCCUCCUCCUCCUCCUCUUCCUCUCCCUCCUCCUCCUCCUCCUCGAGCUCUCUAACCAGUAAACAUAAUCCGUCAGCCGCCCAGCAGCUCGGCUGGCGAUUUUAGACUCUUAAUGGGUACGAAGAGGAUUGGUCGUGUGGGUGAGCGAGAUGCUGGUUUCCAUAGUAACGGUGCUCUCCCGUCUGCCCUCUCUUGCUGCCACUAUGGAAGCGAAGUUUUCCGCUCCUGCCGAAAGCAAAGCUAUGGUAAAACCUGCCUGUCUCGAUUCAUCUGUUUUUCUUUUUUUUCUCCUCCUGACUUCAUCUGUUCAUCCUGCUGAUGUAAUGUGAGCGUGGUCUCGGCUGUUUGUUUCCAUCUGUGGUUCCUGCUUCUUCUCCCUCUACCAUGUUUUUUUCCCCUUGUUUUUAUAUCAGCCACAGUUUUUUCUUUUAAAAGUUGAAACACCUCUAUUAUAUUUCUGUUUUUUCUUUAUGUUGUUGAAUGUUCCUCAUAAAAUCAGUAUCAAAAUAAUCAAUAUUCAGUGUUGUUUUUGUCAUAUUUUACAGUUUUGUGACCACUCCCCCCAUUUGCCACCUGAUUUUCCAAACUGCAUGCUUUUUCUUCACUUUUGCACCAACGCAGUUCAUGUUAUUCCACUUGGACUGGUGUUAUUUAAAAAUUUUUUUAAAGAACCAGGUUAAAAAAAAGUCAUUUUUUAUUUUAUUUUACCAAACUAGAUUUGAGCUUUUUUUUUCUACAGUCCUUUUCCAAAAGAUUCCCACAUAUUCGACUUAAAGUUUUAGAUUUUUAUUGGAGUUAAAUUGGAAAAAUCCUUUGGAAAAAAAAAUAAAAAAAUCAAACUCAAGCAUUUGGUUUUUUUUAAGCAUUAUGAAAUCUGUAACCCACAUAUUCAACUUAAAUUUUAAGGAUUUUAUUGCAGUUAAGUUGGAAAAAUCCUUAAAAAUUAAAAAAAAAAAAAAAUCACAAAAAACAAAAAAACAAAAACUUAAGCAUUUGGGUUUUUUUUUGCAUUAUUAAAUCUGUAAUCUACAUAUUUAACUUAAAUUUUUAGGAUUUUAUUGCAGUUAAGUUGGAAAAAUCCUUAAAAAAAAAAAAAAAAAAUCACACAAAAAAAAAAAACUUAAGCAUUUGUUUUUUUUUGCAUUAUUAAAUCUGUUACCUACAUAUUUAACUUGAAUUUUUAGGAUUUUAUUGGAGUUAAGUUGGAAAAGUCCUAAUCUUGUUCCCACAAGAUUAUAAUUGUCUUAACAAGAUAAUUAUACUAUACACACAAGGUUCUUGUUUCCACACAAGAUAAUUAGCUUGUUCACACAAGAUAACUAUUAUGUUUGCUCAAUGUGGGAUAAUUAUCUUGCUGGCUUCAACCUAUUGGAAAUCACGAUUCACAAGAUAACUCACUUUUGUCACAAACAUCAGCACAUACUUACAAGAUAGAGACUUGUUCAGAUAGGAUAACUAUUUUUGCCACACAAGAUAACUAUUAUGUUUGCUCAAUGUGAGAUAAUCAUCUUGUUCCUGCAUGAUAAUUACAUCAUGCAAGAUACUUGGCUUUUCCCACAUGAUUAAUUCAUUGUUUGCAUAAGAUGAAUAACUUGAUCCUACAAGAUGACUGUUUUCCAGGUUCAAGAUAAUUUGCAACAACAAAAACUAACCUGUGCACACAAGAUACUGGCGUUUGCUUGCAGGAUAUUAAACUAAGGCUACAAUAUAACGAUUUGUGCGCAAGAUCACGUUUUUCUGGCACAAUGGCAAUAUUUGGGCACAAGAGAAAAGCAAGUUUGUGCUCUGCGCAAGUUAAUAUCUUGUUUGCACAGCAUAGAUAUUGGGCUUUUUGGCCUUCAGAGGAUCUGUAGUGUUCUGUAUUAUAUUUUAGUACAAAAAGCACAAAUUCAGACACAAAUUAACGACUCCAGGUUGAAAACAGGCGACAUGACGUCCAUAUGAACAACAACAUCAACAUCUACGACCAGAAAAGCUUCUUUAUUUUGCUUUUUUCUGAAGUGGCGCUGCUUUUAGUGACCCUCUAGAGUUAAAUUGGAUUGUAACUGUGCUAAGGUGAAGAGGCUCUUAGCUUCUGGAGAGCGUGAGUAAAAAUUUUAGCAGGUUUCACAGGUCUUGUUUACAGAAUUUUAAACCACAUUCAGUAGAAACACCAGGAGGAACGUUUGGACGCUAAACUCGCCCCUUCUGCUCAAGUCAAACCGAUCUUUUCUCAGGGAAAGACCAUUUAUGAACCCCCUCCCCAACCCGUCAUGUAUCUGCCAUGUAUUUUUAUAAGCCGCAGCUGGCUUCAUGUCACGCUUGAGCUUCAACCCAUUUAUUUCACUCUGGGGGGUUCCCUCAGCUCCUUUCAAGAACCCAUCACACUCUCGGGGCGCUGAGCAAAUGUGAAAUGUCAUUUUCAUCCGGACUGUGGGAUUGUUUUCAGCCUCAAAUGGCCCCUCCUGAAUUCGGGCCUCCUUGUUUCCUCACUUUUGUGUUUUAUAUCUGUCCAUUUCAGACUCUGAGACCACAGAGGAUGAGACCACAGAACCUCAGAUGGAAACCAAAGAGGGGCUCGGGAGGCACCAGGACAAGGCCGGGAGGAGAGGACAUCCAGGUAUUUCAUUUCCUCUUUUCUUAAUGAGCGCCUUGGUGUAGAGAAAAGCUCAUAAUUUGCAGCUUUUUUAAGAUUUACUGCAGCACCACAUCGCUGCCAAACACACACUGCUACAAUAUUAUGAUUCAACGCCGAUUGAUAGAUUUAAUGGAAGGUUGUUACCAGCUUGGCCCGUGCGGUGCUUUGGAUAAAAUCCGAUAUGGCAGGAUGCAUUAAUCCCUCCUGGUGUGAUGCAACAGAGCGACACACUGCCCUAGUUUUCAGCUCAGAACCUGUCUCAGGUCUGGAUCUUACCGUGGGGCUCCGUAGGGAAUAUACAGGCUGAAAAUCUGGGGAUGAUUCUGCUGCAGAAAUGAGGCUGAAGCAAAGGACGAGAACCUCCUCACAAUACUGUGUACGUAUACUUUGCUGGAUUAGGCAGAGCCGUGUUGAUCAGCUGAGUCAGAGCUGCUUAAGAUUCAGAGAGAGGCUGUUAAGGUUUGUUGAUGUGAAGUCUAUAGAAGCAGAGACAACAGCUAAUCUGACUGAUUGACUGAGAGAAAGAGAUCGACUUUGUUAAAUCAUCCAGGUGAGGGACGAAAUAUUCACACAGAAACAUGUGACUCGUGUCUGACUCUUCAGAUACAGCGAGAUACUCCUGCAGCCAUACUGCUGUGUCCGGGAUCAUUGGGUCUCAGGAUACUUGUGUUUCCAAGGCUCCCAUUGUGAUAUGGUGAUAGUUAUUGUGGGCAGUGUAUUGGUAUCAUAUCCUAUCACAUUAUAUCGUAUGUUCCGUAUUAUAUCAUAGCGUGUUGUUGCACAUUACAUCAUUUCACUAUAUAUCAAAAUCUUGGGUAACACAGUGAUUUAACCCCACCUUGUUGCCAUCCCAUAAUAAUAUGGUAUCAUGCUGUGUUGCAUUGUCUUGUUUUGUAUCAUAUUGUAUCGUGUCCUAUAUAUUAGUGUAUCUCAUUGCAUCAUAUCAUGCAUCAUAACAUACGGCAUUAUAUUAUAUGUCGUAUUGUAUCAUAUCCUGUUGUAUUGUAUCGUAUUGUACGGUAUUCUGUCAUAUCGUAUCGUAUUGUAUUGUAUAAUAUUGUAUCCUAUUCUGUCGUAUCGCAUCCUAUUGUAUCAUAUUCUGUCGCAUAGUAUCGUAUUCUGCCGUAUCGCAUCGUAUCGUAUUCUGUCGUAUCGCAUUUAAUAAAUGAAUUAAAAACUUCAUUGAUUUCCUAAGGGGGAAAUUCAUAUUGUCACAGCAGAAACAGAAACGACAGGACACACAUGAGAUAUCAUCAAAAUAAAUAGCCAUGACAACAAAUAAAUAGUUGAUGAUAAAAAGAUAAAAACCUAAAAGUUAAAGCGCUCCACCUUGCUAGCACCUGUGUGUGUGUGUGUGUGUGUGUGUGCUACAUCUCAUUUCAGGCCUGUUAAACAGUCUGAUCAAACAGUCUGAUGGUAUCCUGUCGUAUCGCAUCGUAUUGUAUCGUGUCGUAUCAUAUUGUAUCAUAUCCUGUCGUAUCGUAUUGAUCGUCUCCUUUUUUAACUGAUUGUUCCUUGGUCAUUUUUAUCAGGUAUCAUAAUGACUCAUGAUCAUUGAGUCCCCCCACAUUUUCCACCCCUAAUUUCUUCCAUGAGACCCCCCUACCCCCCAUCAUUUAAUUAUUUUGAAUGUUUGUCUGAACCAGACUUCCAAGGCCAUCACUGUGGGAACUAUUUCAGCUUCCUUUGCCAUAAAGAAAUCUUGAUAACUGACCAAAUGGGGGUUAUAUUAAUCAUGAUGAAAGUGUUUAUCAGGUGCAGCCGUACAGUUUCUCUUUUUUCAAAUACGCUGAAUAUGCACUCCUAUUACUCAAAGUCUUUGGUCAAAGUAACACGGAUAUUAGCUAAUGGUCCAUUUUUAUACGCCAAGAUUUAAUCAUUUUGGUGUGCUGAGAUUUGUGUUUUCCAACAUAAGAAGCAAAGUCGUCCAGAUCUGUCCAAAAAUGGAGGAGUAACUGUUUGUAGCUCUGGCCCAGGAACCCAUUUGGUCCAAUUUGAUACUAUCAGAGUGCCGCUCUGUUCUGUGUUUCUUCCUGGCUCUAACAAAUGAUGAUUUUACAUCUCAGUUGUCUUGAAAGAUAACAUAUUCGAGAUUCAUGAGUGUAAUAAGCCCUUUCCUGUCAAGGAUUCCUCCAGAGAGUAUUUACUCGAUUGCUAAAUUGUUGUUGCCGUCACAGGACCGGCGUGCCCUCACACCGCUUCCUAACCAGGCAACAGGAUGUCUGAAUAUAGAUCAGAAAUAUUGACACCCUUCUCCUCUACCACAGAGAAAUUUUAUAUUCUCCCCUCGCUCCCGCACGGUGUUUGCACUUUCUACGCUUUCGUGUUGGCGGGCCUCAUCACAUCCCUCUGGAGACGGGCUACAAAGAAACAGAGAGAAUAUCAAAUGAGGGAGGGAUGAGGUGAUACAUCAUUUGUUCUCUUCAAGGAGCUGAUUCUGGAUGCCUCAGCUGCAUACAAACACUACAGUGUCUUGUUGAACACAAACGAGAUCAUUUGUCUUGAAAAAUUGAGGCAUUUCUGCAGGAGAUUUGGUUUGCUGUCACUCCAGACGGACCUUGUUUGGAUACAAAACACCAGGAAAAAUCCAUAUUUCUCAAUAUGUUUCAAGACGGCAGCAAAGGCCCAAUCCGCCUGAAAGUAGGAAGGCUGCAAAACUGACUCGCAGGGAAAUAAAAACAGAAGCUGAACUGUAAGAAGUCUUGUUGAAAGCAGUGAUACAGUUUGUUUUCUGGCUGUGCCGCUGAGUCAGAAUCAUUUGUGAGUGCAGCAGGAGCCUGUCGUUUUAUAUCCCCGAUGCCGUAGCAGCUUCAAGGUUUCUGUCGUUAACGAGAACAUGCUGACUGCUCUGUCUUUUCGCUGCCAAAGCAUUCCUGUCUCCGCUGCUCAUCACUAAAAUGUCAAUCAUUACCUGAUUUGCGAUGAGGGAGGAUCUCUUUAAGUGGUGCACGCUCCUCCCCCGACGUAGCCUUUCCAUUUUCUGUUUCAUUUCCUGCCUUUAGAGAAUCAAUAGACUCUUUAUCCGAUGUGCCGCCUUUUUUAUGCUUAAUGAUUCUCCUGCUCUGAGUCUUACGUCAGGAUCGUUUUCCACCGGCCCAGGGUUCUUUCUCUUUCUAUCGAUCAAUCUCUCAGUUAAUGAAGUAAUCUCUUUAUGCAUGCUUUAUGAUAUUGAAAUAGAAAAAAUGCAGACGGAAUCUUCGCUGUUAAAAAAAUUAAAGUAGGCAAAUUUAAUUUAUGUUGCUUGAGGUUUAUCUCCUCUGGUCCACCUCCUUUCUCUUACAGAAGCCUGGUGACUUUCUCCUUAAGCACAAUCAUGUAAUUUCAUUUAAAAAUGUGUAAUUUUAAGACACCAAGUCAGAACAAAUAAUUUCUGUUUACUCAGUGUCCUUUUAAGGGCCUGUGUCCAUCAGCAACAUUUUCUGCUUGGGCAGUUAGAACGUCCUACAGAAGCCCUUUGACUCUCCACAGGAGCUCAACUGAUCAAUUUAAUGGAUAAAUGUUCAAAUUCAAUUCAAAAGAGGACUUUCUAUUUACUCAAGGUUCUUUAAGGGCCUGUGUCCACUAACAGCAUUUAGUCUUGUGGUACAAAUAUUCAACGCAAAAUCACUGCAGUUCAGGCUUUUCAAAACUCAACAUCCCGUACCUGCAACACAUCACUGUCAGAUUCAAAAGGUUCAACUUCUGGAACACUAAGACACUUGUCUUUGCCAUCAACCAAUCAGAAUAGAGAUGGAGCUGUAUAGAAUGCUGGUUGAGUUCACUUGGUAGAGCAGGUGCAAAAGGGGGGAAUCGUCAUUGAGCUGCGUAUUGCAUCAUUUAUCAGUCCAAACACUAAAGCACGUUGUAGAGUGUAGAAGGCUGACACUGUUGGUGGACACAGGCCCUAAAUUUUCCCUCACUUUGCCACAAACUCCUUAGUUGUAGGUAACGUAGAUGAUACGUCUCCAGUUACAUCAAAAAAAGCAAAUAAAAGUAAACAUGAGGCAUACAGAUCUGCUAAAACAGACUUAGUUUUCAAUAAAGGUGGUGUAGUGCAAAAGGGCGACUUUCAAAUGCCGUUGGUGGACACAGGCCCUAAAGUUUCCUUCACUUUGCCACAGAACUUAUUAAUUGUGGGUAAUGUUAAUGAUAUGUCGCCAGUAACAUCAAAUAAAAGCAAAUAAAGGUAAACACGAGGCAUACAGAGCUAUUAAAAACAGACUAAAGUUUUCAGUAAAGGCGGUGUAGUGCAACAGAACAACUUUUAAAUGCUGUUGGUGGACACAGGCCCUAAAGUUCUGUCCUUUUUUGCCAUCGAGCUCUAUGGUUGUGUGUUUUGCUGAAUGACAUGCUUCCUGAUUACAAGAUAACAAAAUAUGGAGCCAAUCCCAAUUCAAAUAACUAUUAAUUGCAAACUUAAUCAGUCCUUAAAUUGUCAAUUUCCUUCGGUUUGAGGGAUGCCAGUUGCCAUGCUGAUGGUCUUGCUUUCCAGAGGCGAUAUGAUAAUUUUAGUUUGUUUCAUAACCAGUCAGGUUUAACGUUUGUAGAAAAACAUCUGAGAUCUCUUUCUUUCUCCAGGUGAGGGAGGAGGGAUGAUGGACUAUAACCCAGAUGCCCCAGACCGCAGAGCCACCCUCCCCGGUGGCUACGACCCUGUAGUGGAACGGGAGCUCCGCACUCUCGGCUCCCGACCUCCAGGAUCUCAUUUUGACCCGACAAACCCAGCCAGGCAAGCCCUGGGUGGCGCUCCCUCUGAGGGAGGCCCACCUGUCCGUCACCUUGGAGUGGAACCACUGAUCCGAGCAUCUCACGCUAACCUGGCCCGGCCUGUUCAGGGGUCAGAGGAAAGUGUUUCUGUCGGCAGCGACUACUAUGGGAGCAUGUUCAGCCUCUACAGAGGGAGAACAUUUUCCAUGCCGUUAUAGCACAUGGCUUUUUUUUCUUUUUUUGAAGGAUUCAACUAAAAAUCAAGAAAGACUGGCCACAAACCCAAAUUGAAAAGAUUACUGUCACAAAAGACAUUUAAUCCUACGUAGACCCAACUUGCAAAAAUUAUACUCCUUUUGUUGCAAGUUGCCAAAACUUGUUUAUUUUUUACUCUUUUUCAAAAGUUCAUACAGUGUUGUGCCCAUUCCUUUUAAUUUGACGUCGCACUUUCCUUUGACUCUGUGUUUUUCUAUGCUGUGAGUGUGGUUCGGUUUCUGUCUACUAAUAAUUACAAACUUUAAAAGCCACUAUCGCUAAUAUUUCUUAUAGCCAUUACCAUGGACACAAUGGUACUCUCUGCUUCUCGAUAUUAUUCAGCACUUCUGAAAACUGUGAUACUCUUUUUAGCCACUGCAUGUUUUGUAGAGCAGCCGUGCACUUUUGGAUUAACACCUUAUCUUUAUAGGUCUGCCGUGGCAUGCAUGGGUUGCUGGCUUUGAUUCAAUGCUAAUGUUGGCAUGAAUGCUCCCACAAAUUAAUCAACAUGUGAUUAACAGGUUGUUUUUAGGCAUGAUGUUUUUGUAUUUGGAGUAAAUGCAGCAGUAUUUCUUUUUUUUUUAGCGUUUUUGUAAUAGCUACUGUUGUAAACCUGCAGAUUUGCAAGCCAAUAAUUUCAGAUUACGACCGUCUUUUGAGUGUCUUCCACUUCGCCAUUGUUUUAUUGAGUUCUUCUUUGAGAGUCUGAAACAGGAAACAGUUUUAUUUCUGUUCCCUUUCUCUGCCAUUUCAUUUCACACUGUGUGAUCUCUCUGAAAAUGAGAAACAAAGAGCACAGACGAAACACAAAGAACUCACGGGUGAAUAUGAAAACACAAGACAAAACGAAACAAAUGGAGGUUGAUCUGCUUCUUUAUAACUCCUCCGACGCCUACAGCAACUGCACUACAGCUCUAACUUCACACCUCCCAAUCCUCACCCCUCUAGGACUCAAACUGCUGCCGAAUCCUCCAAUAUCCCCCUGUCUUCACACAGAAAUGGCAUCAGCUCCCCAAACCAAGCCCAGGACAAAGCCAAACCUUCAGAUCCUCAGUCUAAGACAGACCAAGCAUCAGGUGGUAACAGUGUAGUCAUGACGCCCAAAAUGGCUCGCGCCGCACCCAAGAUCUUUGAUAAAGUCCGUGCUUUCGAGGAGAAAAGAGCUAGCAUCGACCUGCCGGGUGGCGCAUCAGGAUCAGGACCAGGACGAGCGAGUUCCUUCGACUCGGACGACAGUGGAAAGAAGACGGGAGGCCUCAGCAAAGAGGAGGGCCGACUCCUGCAAGGGGUGGCCGAGAAGAGAGCGGCGUUCAAGCAACGGGCCUCGUCCUUAGAGGACAAGACGAGCUAUUCCCAGAGGGUCCAGAGCUACCAGAGCAAGUUCGCGGAAGAGCUGCAGAGGAUCAAGAAACUCGUAGGGAAACCGAGCUUGAAGAAGGCCUAUUCCACCGAGCAGCUAUCCCAGAAAGAGAGGCAGACCACUGGGAAACUAGAGCCCAUUCCUCCGCAAGUGGUCAAAAAGCUGGAGGCCCGGGAGCGAGCCCUGGGGGACGCCAGAGCUUCAGAACCGCAGAACUCCCAACGGGCCAAGGGCAAAGAUCUGAGGAGUCAAAGCAAGAGCCCUGAGGAGGGUAAGAUGACACAGCCAAAUCUACCGGUGGAUAACUCAUCACGAGGAGGCACAGGGAAAAUCUCUGUUACCACGGAGACAGCACCAGAUAACCAGUUACCAGGGCAACCAUUGCCAACAGCUACAAGGACAAGCCUCACCAGGUUUGGAAAACAUCAUUUUCACCAGUUUUGUGUCUCUCACAUAUUCGUGUAAAUUUCGUACUUUCCUGAUAAUUCGGUUUCUUGUUAACAAACUUGAAUCCACUCUGCGCCACAUGAGCAUUUACAUGUUACCUAACACCUCUCUCGUCUUGGCACACAGGAAAACCCUACAAAGCUCUAAGGCGGCUGACAAAGACACACUUGUUGCCGCGUCUCAUAAAUCCUCGUCCCCCAUUAGAGAUCUGGGGACAGAUCCAAAGAGGGAUACCAAGAUCGAUGACAAAUCAGACCAAAGAUCGCCAAGCCCAAGCGGGAAGAGAGCGUCGCCGAUAACCGUGAGGCAACCAGGGUCCCAGUAUCCAACCAAACCACCCCGACUCACCCCAUCGCCAACCCCGUCCAUCAGCCCUCUCGUGAAAAGGAGAAAAGCGGAGGCGGGGAGGUCGUCCCCGGCGUUGAAGGUGAACAUCCCCACGAUCCUGGUGGAGGACGAGCCCAUGGAGACAGAGUGUGAUCCAGACAGGAGCAAGGAGCGCAGUCGGACCAGGAGAGUUCACAAAAGCAAGAAAGGACGAUCUUCUCAACCCAGGUCUCCAGAAGAAGGUAAGACUGGUUUCAUAUUGUCUGUUUGGAAUCUAAUUUCCACCAAAUCAAGUUUUUCCCACCGUCUUCGAACAUUAAAUUUCUUUAUGAUGCGGCUGUCUUACCUGAGAUUUCCACCGCAUCCGGAACGGCUCCGAUCGCUGUACGCCAAUUCAUACCAGGUCCGUUUGUGAAUGCUGAAUUUAUCCAGCAUGCUCGGUGGCAGGAAAAAAAAAACCUCUUGUGAUCAGCUGUGGAGUCUGGCGAUCUGCAGCGGAACGGAAAGAAGCCGGUGGAAACUGACACAUUAGCUUGAAUGGUUACGAUCAGCUACCAUCGGCGGAUACGGCCUUUUCGUAGACAUUCCAGAUGCGGUGGAAAUUGCCGGUUAAUGGCCCAGAGGUGGCUAGCCCCAAAUGUCCAAAGCAAAUGAGUCCAAAUUUCAGUUCUGGUUUAAUUGGCAAAAACAGAUGACACUGGAAAGAGCUACACGGUUGCAUAAAAGUGCACAUUGCUGAACAAAAUAAACGCGUUUAUGCAGGGACACAGUCUAAACCUCAAAUAUAGAUAUUGUCUGAUAUGGCAGUAUUAUCCUUGUCCACUUCAGGAGGAUCCUCCGAUGACUCCUACCUCUCAGCUGACGAGGAACCGGCAGAGGCUCCGAGGUUUGAAAGGCCUCUUCAGGACAUCAGCGCAUCCAGCGAGGCAGAGGUCAGACUGGAGUGCAUCAUAACUGGGACUCCGCCCCCUACAGGUACAACAAUGAAGAUGCAAUGUACUACCCUACAACUCAACUCUUUAUAAGUUUUCCCCUUUAUUUCAUGAAUAUUUUAUUUGGAUUUUGUCUUAAAAUUUCUUUAUUUUUGACACUAGUAAGUAGGGCUGGGCGAUAAAACGAUAAUUAUACAUAUCAAAAAUCAAUUUUGUUGAUAUGAAACAUGGUCAAUAUGCUUUUCUUUAGUCAGCAUUUUGCCAUGUUUUGGUAGACUAUACAAAUAACCAAUGAAAAGGGGAGUUGCUCCGGGUCCGCGCCGCGCUGAACCAACCAUUCAGUCCGCUUACUCUAGCGCAACCCCUUAUGACAAAGACCUCACAGCUGCAGUAGCUUAUUGUAUUGCAAAAGACAAGCAACCAAUAAGCACUAUUAAAUUUCAUUUAAGAGUAACAGGGAACAUUUAAGAUUGACAAGUGAUGUAUCAAUAUCGACUGAUAUAAAAUAAAAUAUAUCGUGAUAAACUUUUUCCUAUAUCGCCCGGCCCUACUCGUAAGGUUUAAAGAUGUUGUUUAUUCAACAAUUUUGCAUUUUCUGACUGUUUUUUGUCGUCUCGCAGCAGAAAAUCCAAAUAAAAAUUCUCUUUAAGGUCCUAUCUUUUAAACGUCGCUGCGUUUUUGGGCAACAAAAACAAAAACAGACGGCGUUAUCCAUUACACAUCUUUGUCAGCUUUUUCAGUGGGAGGUGUUGUUCACUUGCUUGUUUGUGUGAUUCUGUAAUUUCUCUGCCUCCUCAGUGACAUGGAGGAAGAACAGCGUGGAGAUACGGAGCGACGCGUUUCAUGUGGUGAAGUCUGAAGGCGAGCGCCACAGUCUGCUGAUAAAGCGCAUGAGGCCGAGCAACGCCGGGACGUACUGCGUCUCAGCUGUCAGCCCAGCGGGACGAGCAUCCUGCAGCGCCACCAUCUACAUCAAAUCAGGUGAGACGGCGCCAGAUAAGGAGGAAUGAUCUGAGGUUUAUUGUCACAGUGACACAUUUCUGAGCGUGUUACAUAAAUCUUCAUAAAAAAUGAUCUUCUUCUUGGAGCGCACGAACAUGUUGACUCGCUCUAAUCCGCUGCCAGCCCUCCUCCGCCUGACAUUCUCUCUUAAAGACUACAAAGGCCUGCCGGAGCUCAGCAUCCCGGCCGUGGCUCCUCGCAGCCGUAGUUACCAUGGCAACCCAUUAAUUCUUAAAGGCGGUGAGCUCCCCCUCGGUGCCGAUUCAGAAACACACAGACCUGCCCCGUCACACAAAGGUCCCUGGAGUCUUAGAGACGGCCGUGGCGUUCAGAUUCAGGAGUAAACAGACUGAAUAUUCCUUUUGGAAGAGGACUCUGCUGAGGAGGCGUGCGUGUGCGGCGUGUUCGUGUGUAAGAGAAGCUUUCCCGGAGUGUUGAUUCAGCUCAUGUACAUGCAACCUGCGCUUCCACCGGUUUUGUCAACAAAUGUGAGCGUUCGCUGCGCCACAGUGUGAGCAGCAGCAGCAGGACGGGGCCUGUGUUUCCAUAUUAGGCCAGUGGAGUCCAACUUGCAGGAGUAUUUUUAGCCGCCCUCUUGUUCUCUCGGGGUAAUUGCAGUCUGCUUUAUGUCCCCCCGUGUGAGAUUACUGCCACAAUCACAGAGUUUUUUUUUCACCUCCAAAAGAUUUAAGCCGGGAGUCUGAGUUGUGAAAAUGUGGUGGGAGAUUAUGUGAGUCACUGUAGCUGCUGUAGCGGGGAGCUUUUUGGCACCGCGAGGCAAAACUGAGGGCGAGAGUGAUUGAAUAGCUCGAGAGGAUGCCAAACUCAAUAUGGUGAAGGAGAUUAACAUUGUAUUCUUGUGCUUUAUGCAUAAAACAAUCAAUCAAAUUGGAUUUUUAUGCGUUUGGCGGCGUCCAUUAUUCUCUGAGGAGGCUUUCCCAAAGCAAAUCAGCAGAUUCUUAUGUAAUGAAUACUUGUUUUCUGACACUGCUGCUUGAAUUAUAUCAACACGACUCUCUAAACAGGCGGGAUGUUGCAUGAAAUGUUGUCAAAAACAGAUUUUAAAGGCUUAUGGAUAAUUUGGAGCCUUUCUUUAAUUGAAAACAUGGAGAAAUCAUUUAAAUCUGAUGCAACAUUAUUCAGAAAAGUUGAGAUUUUGGGGAAAGAAAGGCUAAUUCCCAACAGGUUAGUAACAUAACAGUAGGGGUGGGAGAAAAAAUCAAUAUAGCAAAGUAUCGUGAUAUUCUGUCUGGGGAUAUAUCGUAUCGUCUCAUUAAUCAAGUAUCGAUUUUUUCAAAUUAAUUGCUAAUAUGAAGUCAAAUCUAUGAUAAUGGAAAAUAAAUAAACUGGUUGUCCAGUGAGGUUGGCCGAGGUUUGCAAGAUGUGCUACAUGAAAAUAAAACACAGCAUAAAUAAGACAAACAAAAAGGAAAGAAAAAUGCAGAAUUAGCUAAAAAGUUUAAAAAAUUGUAUAAAUCGAAAUAUUAUCGUAUCGUGGUCCAAGUAUCGUGAUAAUAUUGUAUCAUGGGGCUACUGGUGAUUCCCACCCCGAUCUCUAAGAAAUAAAGAUAGGAAGAAAUUCACCACUUUGUGAGAGACUGCGUGAGCUCAAAUUUGGGGAUUUCAUCAUCUACAGUUCAGAUAAAUCCUGAAAAUAUUCAGAGAAUGUGGAGAAAAUCUCUCUAGAAAAGGGACAAGACUGAAAACUCAACUGGAUGGCCAAGAUUCAGACGGUACCGCAUUAGAAACAGACAUGACUCUGUAGUGGAAGUCGCCACAUAAGGUUAAAAAUCUUGGUCCAUCUCCUCUUUAAAGCAUUGACCAAGAUUUGCCCAAAAAUUUCCAAAAUGUUAAAAAUUGCAAUUAUAUCAUAUCGUUGCCCAAGUAUCGUGAUAAUAUUGUAUCCUGGGGCCACUGGUGAUUCCCACCCCUACAUAACAGUGCAUGAAAACGGGCUCCAGAGGGGGAUAAGCCUCUAAGAAAUAAAGAUAGGAAGAAAUUCACAACUUUGUGAGAGACUGCGUGAGCUCAAAUUAGGGGAUUUCAUCAUCUACAGUUCAUAAAAUCAUGAAAAUAUUCAGGUUAUCUGGAGACUCUGUACUGGAAGUCGCCACAUAAGGUUGAAAAUCUUGGUCCGUCUCCUCUUUAAAGCAUUUGCCAAAAAAAAGUCAAGUUUUGGUUUGUUAGAUGGCUCAGAGGAGACUUUUUGGACAUUAUUUUGAGCCCAUGCAGUGAUUUCCACUCCGGAGUUGUUCCUAUUACAACCAUCUUUACACUCCACACCUCUUUUCUCAAUGCAGGUUAUUAUUCCUGUGACGUUUUUGAAGCAGGUUGUUUAUACAAAAGCGGCUCGUCUGCAUAGAAAUGAACCAAUUUCAUGCUGAAUCCACCCUAUCACCCUUUUUUAUUGGUGCAAAUACAAUCAGAGAGCCGAGCGCUGUUUGUCUGACAGCUUUUUAUGGUGCAUUACAGCAUUACAGAGGUUGAAACUAGCUGCAGUUUUCAAUUUAUGUAAGUAGACAUGAAGCAACAGCAAAAACAACUACGAGCUGAAUGAUCGGGCAAGAAUGAGGCAUUUUGAAAGCUCCAGAAACAUUUUAAAAUCUGUUUUUAUGAACAUUUGAACAUCCUCCGGCCUUUUUUGGACCUGAGUUUGUCCAUGACAGUGACGGGGAGCUGAAGGAGAAAGUUAACUGGCUCAGUUUGUGCUGCGGUUGUGUAAGAGUUGGCAGGUUGGCGUAAAUACUCCCGGGAGUUUUCCCCUGGAGCACAGACGCAGCUCCGAGAUGUGACUCUAGGUAAGAUGACAUUUACACCAAAUAACUAAGUGCUUACACUUCACAACUUUGCAUAAAUACUUUCUCUGUGUUUUGACUCUCAAGGUUUUAUUGCUGCGAGUCGAUUCUUGGUUUAUUUUUUAAGCGUUCGCAGUUGAUCUCUUCAGACUCGCUUUUAUCCUUUUACACCCUGCUGCCGUUCGCUCCUCAAAGCUUGACAACUUUUUAUUCUGCUCCUCUGAUGGAUGUGAUUCAUUUCACAGUGUUAUCUACUCACACCAGAGUCUGAGAUUUAACAGAAAGCGAGAAGAACGAGGCGGAAAAGAGGUGCUGUAGCGUGUCUGUGUUUUAAAUUUCUCUACCCGGCGGUGAAUUCGUUCUCAGGAGUCCACACGCGGCGUCUGCUCUGGAACUCAGCGGGAAUAGGCGAGUGAUUGGGUCAGGGAUUAAGGGAUUAAUUCAUUAUCUGUGGCUUCAGAGAGGUCUCCACUCCCUCCACGCUCUCUGUGUGAGUUUGGGGGGCAGGUGGCCCACUCAUCUCAAACUCACCGCUCUGUGUUGCCAGCUGCUCAUCUUGGCAACGAAAGCCACCUCCAGAAAAGCAAGCAGAGACUGUAAACAUGAGCGCCCUGAGAGACUGUAAACUCCAAAGGUUUAAAGAGCCUCCUCGUCGACUUGCUGACCGUAUCUCAAAGAGAUUUAUGCCGAAUUUCUUUAAUUAAGAAGUGUGCAAAUCACUGCGGAGUUAAGUGAAUUAGCUGAAGCCAGCGUCUGCUUGAAACAUCGUCAUAUUAAUGUGUCUCUUCUCCUUCCAGAGCCGACUCAAACGCAAUGUGGGAAGCCAGCAUUGGAGGUGAGCAGUCCCAUCCAGUCAGACGAGGAGUAUCUGAGCCCCCAGGAGGAGGCCAUGGAGCUCGGGGAGUCGCCGGCUCCCGCUAAAAGGGUCCACUUCACAGAACCGCCAUCAUUUCAGGUAGGAGAGUAAGACAAGACGGUUAUCAACCAAGAAAAACAUGAGCGAGGAGCUGAAAAAUGAGGCUACUAUGGCUGCAAGGAUGCAAUAUGAUGGGGUGACCAUAUUCUGACUUCCCAAAAAGAGGACAGGAUUACAUGGGGGCGGAGUCAAGGAGUCACACAAAGUUAAUUUUGAGAGUUUUUUGGGUCGGAUCAAGUGUCUUUUAUGCACUUCUAACUCAGGGACACAAAACCAAAACUUGUGUACAAAACCCCAGACAUUUGAAGGAUUUUUUAAACUCCCCCAGACAAGACUGGACAGCCCCAAAAAGAGGACAUGUCCGGGUUAAAAAGGACGUAUGGUCACCCUACAGUAUGAGGGGCAUUAUGAACUACAUUAAAGCUCCAGUAAGGAGUUUUUUUGGCGUUUUUGAAACACAGUUAAACUUUGAAAACAAACAAGACCAUCAACAACACGAUUGGCAGUUUCUACUUCCUCAUAUUUAUGCCUCAAAUUGGUGCAUGGAGGGAGGUAGCAAUGAAAAUCAAUGUAUCCAGGAACCAGCUAGCUAGGUAUCUAGCUAUAGCAGCCCUCCGGAGAAGAGGGUCAGACGCCUUUAAAACAGAAGUUACAAGACAUGUCAUGAAUAUAAAAGCAUAAUUAAUAUUAUUCAAUUUCAUUCAGGUGUAAAACUAAGGUGACCAUAUUCUGGGGGCGGGGUCACGGAGUUACGCAUAGUUUAUUUUGAGAGUUUUUGGGUCAGAUCGAGUUUUUUUAUUUUUUGUUUAAAACCUCUUUUUUCAUCUCACAAUGAUAUAACAACCAAAGAAAAUGUCUGCUUUUUUUUAACCACAUUAUUUCCUAGGGAUACUGAACAGAAAGAAAGCCAGGCAUAAUUUCAAAAUAAAAGCGUGUUCUUAUGACACAGUCUAGAAAGCAAAUUCGAGGCAAGACAGUGAAAAUUUCAACCAAAUUUCUUUUGUUUUUACUUCAUUUGUUUUUCCUUUUUUUCUUGACAUUUGACUGAAUUGUUUUUUAGAAAUCGCAGAAAUUCAUUUAAGUCCUAUUUUAACCUUUAAGAUAAAUCUGUGUUCAUUACCACAAAACAUAUGAAAAUGAAUGUUGAAAGCCAGACUCUAAACACAAAAAAUAUGUCAUUUAGCAAUAAAACUUUUAAGAAAAAAGAAAUCAUGGACACUGUUUAUUUUUCAAAUUUUAAUUUGUUAAUUUUAAAAAAUAUAUUUCUAAAAUAAAUGUUUCAUCUGUAAAAUAUUUCUGUGCUUUAUAAAACGUAUGUUUUUUUAUUUUAUUUUGUUUACAUCUUAUACAUUUCUGUUAAGUUUUUUUUUUUUUUGAUUUACAAGUUUUGAUGAUUUUGUACAUAAAACUCUAUUAAAUGAGAAAUUGAGGAAGUAGCAUAGUUGUCAUUUCAAAAUAAAAGCAUGUUCUUAUGACACAGUCAAGAAAGCAAAUAGCGGCAAGAGAGUGAAAAUUUCAACAUAAGAGCACUAGAAAAAAACGUUUUAUAAGGCCGUCUCUUUUAUUUUUCUUUAUUUGUUUUUCUUUUUUUUCUACAUUUGACUGAUUUGGUUUAUAGAAAUUGGCAGAAAUUUGUCAACGUCUUAUUUGAACCCUACUGAUAAAUCUGUGUUGAUGCUUUGACAGAUGGCCCCGUGUGAUCAGACUGUGACCGAGGGUCAGGACAUCAUCAUCUCCGUCAGAUUUAGAGGACACCCCAAAGCCAUGGUCUACUGGUGAGACACCGUCCCCGAGAGCUUCACCCCACACUCACAUCCUCACAAACACCUGAAGCUAAUAUUUUAACCAAGGUCACCCGCUGUCAGACACACACACACACACACACACACACACACACACACACACACACACACACACACACACAGCGCUUUAUUACACACCUGAGUCUAAGCGCCUCUGACAGCCACUUUGUUCCGUUCCAGGCUGAAGGACAAAGUCACGUUGAAAACGGCGGGGCGCUUCGCCGUGAGGGAAACGAGCGAAGGAGGCAGCGAGAUGAGAAUCAGCUCGGCUCAGAGGUCGGACGCAGGAGUUUACGUCUGCAGGAUCAUGAACGAGUACGGGAGCGAGCAGGCCGAGUGCAGGGUGGAGGUCAAAGGUGAGUAAAUCAAAACAACACAGCAGGUUACGACACGUCGUGAUAUUUUAGCUGAUCACUAUUUUUCUGCUUUUCAUGUCAGCUGGAGCACAACUGGCGCUCAAAAUCAUCAGGAAGGUGGAGGAUGUGGCGGCGAAGGCCGGAGGGUCGGCCAUGUUUGAAUGUUACAUGACAGGACCCCCGGACGUGGACGUGGACUGGCUGUCGAACGGGAAGCUGAUCCAGCCGGCGCUGCUCAACUGCAAGAUGCACUUUGACGGAAAGAGGUGAGUUCGCUGGUUUUUGGUGACGUCUGUGAGUUAAAAGUUCAUUUUCAACGAUUUCAACGAAUACCUCUUAACUUCUUCUCCUCAGAUGCCGUCUGCUGCUGAACUCCGUACACGAGGACGAUAGCGGGACUUACACCUGCAAGCUGAGCACUGCCAAAGGUAAGAUAUCCACGAUUCUAUCCGAAUGUACCGAUCAAAAAAAACGCCUUACGUUAAGAAAUUUGUGAUUACAUCUGCAGAUGAGCUGACCUCCAGUGCAAACCUGAGUGUCACCCCAUCCAGAGAACCUCUCUUCACCCGCAAACUGGAUAUCCUAGAGGUCAUCGAAGGCCGCACCGCUCGCUUUGACUGCAAAGUGAGCGGGUCGCCUCCUCCGCAAGUCACAUGGAUGCACUUUGGUAAGAACCUCCGCCGUCUGAGUCUUGUAUGUUCUCAUCCAGACGCAGAGAAAUUGAUCGUUUGAUGAUGCUUUUUCAGAGACGAGAGUGGAGGAGAGCGAUAAUGUCCGAAUCCUCCAGGAGGGAGGUCGCCACUCGCUCGUUAUCGCCCACGUUAGCAGCGAGACGGAGGGCUUCUACACCGCAAUCGCUCAAAAUAUUUACGGAAAGUCUGAGUGCACCGCUGAGCUGUACAUGCAAGAACCACGAGCUGCCAUCUCCUCUCAAAUGUAAUCAGAAUUUUGACCCAUUCGCCACUUUUUAAGUUUAAAGGUCGUCGUUUUUCGCCACUUAUUCUUCCUGUUUCUUCGUUUUUUUCUCCAGGACCAAGCUGGAGAAGAUGCCGUCCAUCCCCGAGGAACCUGAGGUCCUGGAGAGCGAAGUGGAGAAGAGAACCAUGCCGGACUUCGUCAAACCUCUAUCUGACGCAGAAGUAAUCGAAGGCAAAGAAGUGGUGCUGAAAUGUAAAGUGGCGGGGCUCCCGUACCCCACCAUCGGCUGGUACCACAACGGGAAGAGGAUCGAGAGCAGCGAAGAGCGCAAAAUGACCCAGCGUAAGCACAGAAACCAUCGUGAACACACCUGAACCUUUUUCUUUUUAGUUUGGGAUCAGGAAAUCAAAACUCUGUGUCUGUCCUUCAGACAGGGAUGUCCACAGUUUGGUCAUUCGCAGCGCCUGUCACGCUCACGGGGGCGUCUACAAAGCCGUCAUCUCCAAUAAAGUGGGGAAAGCCGCUUGCUACGCACAUCUCUACGUCACAGGUAAAGAUGAAGGAUUCAAGUUUGAUAUCAGAGUGAUAAGGAGUGAAAAACAUUAAACAUGAAUUUUUUUAAUUAAUGUGAAAACAGAUAUUGUUCCUGACCCUCCUGAUGGUCCUCCAGUGAUCGAGGCGAUCACAGGAAAAACUAUCACUCUCAGCUGGAAGAGACCCAAGAGGCUCGACUCUUCAUUCGGUACGUUCAUCAGAUUUACGGUGAUACUUUUUUCUAAAGCCAAAUGUGUCACUUUUUGUUAUUGUUGUUCAAGUCUGAAGUAUUCAAAGCCUCUCUCUAAGUUAAACCUCAUUUGAGAACAUUGGGGAGCUACGGUGACCCUGAAGGGUAAAUGCUAAAAACAUUUCAUUACCACAAAAAAUAUUUAAAUGAGUGUCAAAAGCCAGACUCUAAACACAAAAAAUAUGUCAUUUAGCAAUAAAACUUUAAAGAAAAUAGAAAUCAUUAACACUAAUUAUUUUUCAAAAAUUUAAUUUGCUAAUUUUUCAAAACAUAUUUCUAAAAAAUGUUAUAUUUGAGAUAUUUUUAUGCUUUAUGAAAUGUAUGUUUUUUAUUUGAAUUUAAGUUAUUUUUUCUAUUCACAAUUUUUUUACAUCUUACUAACUUCUUCAAAAUUUUUCUUUCCAUUUACAACUUUUGAUGUUUUGUGAUUUUUUUCUCAUCUUUUUUUGUACUCAUCAAAUAUUUUUACACUUUUAUUAAAUGCUUCAAAUGCUUUAAUUUUAUUAAUUGUAUGUUUUUUAUUUAAUUUUUUUUUACAUCUUAUAAACUUCUGUUGGUAUUUUUUUUUUUUACCAUUUACAGCCUUAGAUGUUUUGGGGUUUUUUUCUCAUCUUUUUUUGUACUCAUGUAAUAUUUUUAUGCUUUUAUUAAAAUGUGUGUUUUUUAUUAAAUUUUUUUCUUUACAUUUUAAAAAAUUCUGUUAAGAUUUUUUUUCCAUUUACAACUUUUGAUGAUUUUUUUAUUUUUUCCUCAAUUUUUUUUGUACAUAUAAAAUAUUUUUUGCUGUUCUGUUAAUGGUUUUGUGUCUGAAAAAAUAUUUACUUUAGGGAAAAAAAUUGUCAUUUACUGAAAUGUUUUUUGUUACUUAUAAAAUCUUUGUGCAUUUGACCUUCAGGGCCACCAUAGGAAACAACAUCAUUAAAUUUCUUUACUGCAUGGUUAAAAUUUUCCUCUUUAGUUAAUGAACACCGUAUAUGUUCCUGCAGAUGCCGGCUCCCUGCUGUAUGUGGUCCAGCAGCAGCCUCUGGGCUCCAUCCAGUGGUCUGUGGUGGCGUCCAACCUGAGAGAGACCAGCUUCACCCUCACCUCCCUGUCUAAGGGAGUCCGUUACGCCUUCAGAGUCCUGACAUUUACUGGGAAGACUCUGAGUAAACCAUCACCCUCGACUGACUUGGUCCAGCUGCUGGACAGAGGUAGCUGCUCCAAAACAGUAUUUUAUUAGUUAAUAUGAGCCUAAUAUGAGUAUUUAUGGUUAAUUUUAAAUUCUCCUCCUCCUCCUGUAGGACCUUAUUUAAGGAAAGCACCAAUCAUCACAGACAAACCUGACGUUAUUUAUGUGGUUGAGAACCAACCCGCGAGCAUCACCAUCACACUGAACCACGUGCAUGCAGUUGUGACCUGGAAAAGGUAACCUGCUUCAUCUUUAUGUCGUGCUUUCAGACUCUUUCUAAUGUCUAAAUGAAUCAGCCACCUGCAAAACAAGCAGAGAGUGUCUGAGGUUAAACACAAGCAGCUGCUGAAUGUCUGAGUCUUUGUUUAAACCCAGUGACCGAGCAGGAAGCGUUUAUCAAACUAACGGCUGCAGGAGAAUCCGCUCAGAGGCUGGAGCUCUGCUGGAUUUCAUCCCAUUUCUGUUCACUUCAAGAACUGUUUCAUGAACUUAGAAAAAAAAAACAUGCUUAUCCAAACCUCUAAAGACCAGGACUGAGGCGCCCUGCUGAGCUGCAAUUUGAUUGAAUUUGGCAACUUCAGUUUAAGCACAUGAACACUGUGGAAGACUUAGUCUACUGUCUGUGUCUGCAGGAUAGAGGGAGAUGAAAAAUUAUCAAAAGAUUUGAAGGAAAUUUCCCUGAAAAUUCAAGAAGCAGUAUUAAUGAAUUAUACCAGGGAAGUUCUGAAUGGAAUUUGGGGGAAUUUUCACGCAAUUUUUGGAAAUAUUACUAUAGCUAUUAGAAAUUUCACUUUGAGAGGGAUGACAUUUUUUUAUUUAAUCCUUUAUUUACUACCUUUCAUUCCAGACAUUUUCAGGACUUUUUUUGGUAACUUUGCUAGUUUUUAAGAUUUUUUCUUUCAUAAAAAUGUUACAUGUCAGAAACUUACAGGGUUAUUUUGUUGUGAAAUUUCAGAACAUUUCAGGAUUUGUCUGGGUAAAUUUCAAAUAUUUUUGAAGAAAUUUUCAAGAUCUUUUUUCUGGAAAAUUGCAUUAACUCAUUGACACUUCAAUGAUUCUGGAGUAAUUCUGGCUGCUUCAAGAGUUAUUAGGGUACAUUUCCAGAUUUUUUGGGAUCUUUUAAAAAUGGAAACAUUCAAAAUGUUUUUUUUUUCCUUUUUUUAAAGUUUUUGUAGAUUUUUCUGUUUACAUACAGGAUUUGUUUAUUGUUGUUGUUGAAACUUUGUGGAUUUCAGGACAUUAAAAGACUUGUCAAGGUAAAUUCAAAGAAAAUUUAGGAUUCUUUCUGUCAAGACUUGUGAAUUUAAGAACAUGUGAGGAUUUGUCAAGAUAUUUUUAAAAUAUUUGAGAAGUGCUUUCAUGCUUCUAAGAAUUUUCCUAAAACUGUCAUGUAGAUGUGAGUGCUCGGUAAAAAUCUGGAUAAAAUUCAGGGUCAAAGCGAAAUUGAAAUGUAGAUUUAGAGACAUGAGACGCCCCUAAUCAAUACCUACUGCUGUUGUUUGACCAUGUAUUCCAGUGCAAAUUCAAACUCAAAAUAGGACAACCACUCAAGUGAAAAAAGGAGCUGAAGUUGUGAAGCACUUUGGAUAAAAAUCAACUCAGUUUUGUUUGUUUUUCAUCCCGAGCUCUAAUUUGCUCGCACUGUCUCUCUUGGCUUCAGGAGAGGUGUCGUGUUGGCCAACAAACUAGGAGUUUGUGAAAUGAGCAUGCCAGACGAUGACCAGCACACCCUGAAGCUGCAGCGAGUCAAGAGCACAGACAUCGGUCAGCUGGUGGUCACCGCCAGCAACCAGUUUGGCAGCGACUUGUGCACGCUGCAGCUCGCCAUGGCAGGUCAGUCCAGAUCUCGACUUACAGACAGACUUGCUUUUGUGCAGACUUACCAGCUUUGAUUAUUGAAGUUUUAGGAUUUUUUCCACUUCCUCUACAGUGCCUCCAAAGUUUGAGUCCAUCAUGGAGGACGUAGAUGUGCAGGUUGGGGAGACUUCGCGAUUGGCCGUCGAGGUCGAAGGGAAACCAGACCCAGAUAUUCUGUGGUACAAGGUCUGAGUCAUGUUUAUUGGAGAUUUUAGGAAGCAGGAAAUGGUUAAAAACAAGAAUAAUGCGAUUUAUCAUGGUUGCGUUGCAGGAUGGUGUGCUUCUCGCUGAGAGUUCCCACUUCACCUUCGUCUACGAUGAUCCUGAAUACUCCCUUGUCGUCUUAAACGCCCGCCCUGAACACUCUGGUGUCUUCACCUGCACCGCCAAGAACCUGGCCGGCUCCAACUCCUGCAAAGCCGAGCUCACGGUGCACACAGGUCUGCGGAGUCCACCUGCAUGCUUUACCUGGAUUUUCAGCUGUUAUUUCCUGUUAAAACUUAAUGUGUUUGCUGAUGUACUCCACUCCAUAAAAAGCUCAUUGGUGCUGCAAAUAGUACCUCUAAAUCUACAGCAUAUGGGCGGGACCACAAGGUGUUUAGAGAGUACAAUAUGAAACCAUCUGUCAUUCUGCUGGCACACAAUAGCAGCCAAACACACACACACACACACACACACUCAUAAAACUCAUGUGUUGGUCCCUACAGAGCGACAAGAAGCAGAGGAGCCCAUGGAGGACGAGGGGAGCAUCCUGAGGAAAAUGAGGCGUUUGACAGAUUAUUAUGAUGUCCACAAAGAGAUAGGGAGGUGAGUACGGGCGUGUGUGAGCGGCAAACACUCAUCCCGUCACUUAAUGGCUGUUAGAGCGCUGAGGGGUCGGGCUGUGGGAGUGACGCGAGCUGCGCCUGCUGGAUACGAGAUGAGUCACCAGCCGGAGAGCGCAGAUGAUUGUUUGGGUCUGACUUCAAGUAGACAGACAUUAAAAUGAAUUUUUUACAGCAAAUUGGACGGAAAAUAAGCAGACGGGAAACUCUGAGGAGGCUGUUUUGUUACAAAAGCUCACAGGAGGCUUAAAUGCAAAUCAAAUGUUGAUUUUUAUGCUUCAAAAAACAACAAAACACCCAGAGGAAAUUGAAGUUAAUUUGUCUACACAUUUCCUGUAUAAGCGCCACCUCUAAGUGAAAAACAUCUCACCAGGAAGUGCUUUUGUACAUACAAGAACUUCCUGAAAACUUCCAAAUGAUCCCAUAGCAUGAAUAGAUAACAGAGGUUGUCAGUGUCUGCUAAUCAGUCAUGAUUUUGUAUGACAUAAACACAGACUGUGAGGUGUGGGUGAUUUUUAUAUAACCAAAAAGUGUGCCUUAUUUUGAAAGAACAGCCUACAGGGUGUGUGUUAUUUUCACACACCCUUCACAAUAUGAUAUUUUUGAAUAACAGCCAACCAGGUUUGUUUUUUGUUUUUUUUAUAAACAGCCUUCAAGGUAUGUUAUCAGCCUACCAGGUUUGUUAUUUUUGAGUAACAGCCUUCGAGGUGUGUUAUUUUGGUAUAACAGCCUACCAGGGUGUUAUUUUUGAAUAACAGACUUUGAGGUGUGUUGUUUUUAAAAACAGCCUUCCAGGUUUGUUAUUUUUAAUAAACAAGUCUUCACAGUGUGUUAUUUUUGAUUAACAGCCUUUGAGGUGUGUUAUUUUCAUAUAACAACCUUCGAGGUGUGUUAAUUGGUAUAACAGCCUUAGAGGUUUGUUAUCUUUGGAAAAACAACCUUUGAGGUGUGUUAUUUUUGAAUAACAACCUUUGAGAUGUGUUAUUUUUGGAUAUUAGCCUUUGAGGUGUGUUAUUCAAAAAUAACACACCUCCAAGGUUAUUACUCAAGUUGUGUUAUUUUUGAAUAACAGCCGUCAAUGUGUUAUAUUUGAAUAACAGCUGUUAAGGUGUGUACAUUUUGAUUAAUAGUUAAUGAGGUAUUUUUCAACAUUGAAACAAGAGAGUUAUUAGCCUUAGGUUGAUGUGCUUGUUAAAAUAAAUUAACCCAUAAUGGAAAAAAAUAAGCCUUUAACAUUUUUACACCACAUUUAUUUGCUUCUAUUUCUUCUAAUCUGCUCUAAAAAGCCUGAGAGGACAUCUGACCUGAUAUUAUUUAGUCAGGCAAAGGGUCAAAAACAGCCUUUCAUGCUGUGAUAAUAGUGUUUUUUUAGCCCUGAAAUGAGUUUUCUCCUGCUGAAUUGAUGAUUUUAAAAAGCCAGAAAAUGAAAAAGUGUCAAAUAGAAGAAAAAUUACUUUAAUCGAUCCAAAUGAGCCUUUUGUUUGAUGCCAAUGUCGCCUCUUUCAACACAGGGGAGCGUUCUCCUACGUGAAGAGGGUGAAUCAGAAGAAAGGGAAGGCCGAGGUCGCUGCCAAGUUCAUUUCUGCUCGGGGGAAGAGGAAAGCUGUGGCCCUCAGAGAGAUGGAACUGCUGUCUGAGCUGGACAACGAGAGAAUCCUUUAUUUCCACGACGCCUUCGAGAAGAAGAACGUGGUGGUGCUCAUAACAGAGCUGUAUCCUUUACCGCUUGUUACUGAGGUUUCACAAUAAGGCCAAACACGAUGGCACCUUUAAUUCAAACAAUCGCUACCUUUCCUCUAGUAUUGUUUUAAAUCUCAUGCGCUUCAUUGUGGAACAAAAGUGCUCUUAGUUGCAUCUCAAGGACUCUAAAGAUCCAGAGCAUUAAUCCUAAUGUCUUCUGCAAACCCCUGGAGGCAUGAAUGGAGCGCGGCACAGCUUUCUUCUCCUCUCUGACUCAUCCCCGAUGAGUGGAAUUAACCAGAGAUGGGGAUGUGUGGGAGUUUUGCUCAUUUAUAAUUCAUUUUUCAUGCACCUACCGCUUGGACUCUGCAGGCAAAGUCGCAGCUUUUGUUGCCUUAUAUAUAUAUAUUUCUUUUUUCUUCCUUUAACUGUUGUAUGAAGAUGUCACGAGGAGUUGCUGGAGAGGAUGGCCAAAAAAACAACAGUGAAGGAAGUGGAGGUUUGUUCUUGCUCCUGCUGACUGCACUGCGCUAACAUUAUGUAACAUGACUUUUUAAAUUCACUCCCUUUUUUCUUGUUUCUUCACAGAUCCGCUCGAGUGUGAUGCAGGUCCUCGAAGGCCUUCGUUACCUCCACCAAAAAAACAUCGCCCACCUUGAUAUAAAGGUACCCUUCCACUCCGCUUCCAUCCUUGUAUCAGAUUUAUUCCUGCUUUCCUCUCCCUAAAGUCGUUUUUUUUUUUCGGUUCUCCAGCCGGAAAAUAUUCUUAUGGCGAGCCCUGGGAGCGACCAGAUCCGCAUUUGUGACUUUGGUAAUGCAGUCAAACUCGACGCAUCAGAGGAGCUCUACUGCAAAUACGGCACGCCCGAAUAUGUCGCACCAGAGAUUGUUAAUCAAACUCCAGUCUCCACGGCAACAGACAUAUGGUGAGCCACCUGUUCCCUAAACGAGAAGAGUGAGAACUCACUGCAGGUACCACUUUAUCUGCAAAUAACAAAGUCUUGUCUCUAACCUCCUCUGCUCUCCCACAGGCCUGUUGGCGUCAUCACUUAUCUCUGGUACGUUUCAGACGUUUCUUAUCAUGCAGUUUUAUCUUUUAAAAAUAACAAAAUAUUCAUCAAUAAAUCUCCUUUUUUUUAAAGUUUGACUGGUGUGUCUCCCUUUGCCGGGGAGAACGACAGAGCCACCGCCUUAAACAUCCGCAACUACAACGUGGCGUUUGAGGAGAGCAUGUUUUCCGACCUCUGCAAGGAGGCGAAGGGUUUCGUCAUCAAACUCCUGGUGGUUGACAGACUGUAAGCAUCCUCUUACAGCCAUUUUUAGCCAUAAACUGAGCAGAGUGUUAGUUCAGGCAGGCCUCAAAUUCGAGCUACAUGAAAUAAAGUAGAGGUUUGCUCAUCCCGCCUCAAGCAUAAUCCCUUUGCAUGUCUAUAUUUUCCUCUCCUAGGAGGCCCAGUGCCAUCGAGUGCCUUCGCCAUCCUUGGUUCAAAGUGAGUCCUGAUUUGUUUUGUAUUUAUUCCCAAACAAGAAUAAUAAGAAUAAAUAAACGUUCCUGUUUUCGUCUUGCAGUCGCCAACAAACAAAAGUAUCAGCACGGCAAUGCUCAAACAAGUUUUGUCGAGGAGGCGCUGGCAGGUGAGUUACUUUCAUGGCAAAUUACAGCCUCUUAUUUUAAUGUGAUUCAUGCAUAUUCCAAGCAGUCGGCAUAGCAAUUAACAGAUUUGUAAGGGUUUGUAAAUGAAGAUUUAACAAACCCCAGGGCGGGUUUGAGGUCCAAAUGAAACCUCUAAAGCAGGAUUAAGUAAAGACCACUUUUUGGCAGGCUCUUUUUUUUGUCCUGGUGUUUUUCCGCCUCUGCAUCUGUCUGCAACAUUCAUAGCAUCCCUACCGACUCAGAUCACCACAUGGGUAUUAAAGUUAGAAACUGAGAGGCUGCAGAUCCCUCACUGAAUAUGGAGUCCAAAACCUUGAGAGUUAAGUGGGACGGGUUUUAAAAAGUGAGAAAUAUCAUCAUGUGGAAGAACAAAUCCUCUCACUGAGACUAAUUCUUUCUGCAAGCAGCAACCCACUGACUCAGAAUAAAUCAGUGUAAUUGAACUUUCUUUCCUGGUUUUCUUUUUUUUUUUAGCGUUCUCUUAUCAGCUACAAAUCCAAGAUGAUUAUGCGCUCCAUCCCGGAGCUUUUGAACGACUCCUCCAACCAUGUCUCCAUCGCCGUGGCUCGGCACUUAAAAAAAGGUUCCCCUCCGCCCUCGUCCUCCUCAGACUCGGAUGCGGAUGUGGACGAGCUCCCCUUUAUUCCCAUGCCGCUUUCCAUGGUCUUCUCUGGUUCCAGGGUGUCCCUUAAUGAGAUCCCAGCGGAUGAAGAUGUGACUCCGAGGUGCUCUGUGGGUGCUGACGGGACGAGGAGGAAGGACAACGUGGAGAUAGGAGGGAUGAGUAAAAGAGAAAAGGAUGAGGAAGAAGAAACAAAUGAGGAGGGUUUGGGGAAGACAAAGCGAGCGCCCCUGAAGAAAGGAUCGAGUGUGGAGUCAGAGGAGUCGCAGACAAAAGCCAGGCGGGCGACUAUGAGGAGAGGCAGCUCUGCUGAUUCAGCACUGCUGCUCCAUAUCGACCCAGAGGAAGGAGAUUCAACUAAAGACUCGGAGGCCAGUAACAAGAGCCUGAAAAAGGCCGUUUCUAUGGAACUACCAAAUCGCAGCCCGAGCCCUGGAGCGGCAAAGUUAAGCCAGGAAGAUUACGCCCUGAAACUGGAACUGAUGAGGCAGCGGCUGCUCAGGGGAGGCAGCGUGGACAAAAAGAUGAGCGGCCUACGAGGACCUUUGUUUGAGACGCUCGGCAUGGAGGACGAGAGGAGGACUGGGUCUCUGGAUCGCAAUCUGAGGAAAUCCAGAGCCGGACCCUCAACUCUCCAAAGAGCGGCGUCUUCAGACACGACUCAAGAGGACGUGCCAAAGACCAAAGUUUUCCGUAAGAGCGCCUCCUUCACUCAGGGGGAUUCUGAGCCUAUGCCCCUGCACCGCAGAUUUGGAGCCCCCUUGGAGAUCCCAUCGGCGGGUAACAGUAGCACAGAGGGGAAGAAGCUCCAGGAAGCGACCUCAAUGUCGGCACUGACUGAACAAACGACACUGGAGUCGUCCUCAUCCAUGGAUCGGACUUUUGUAUUCCCAACAUCGAGAAAACUGGACCAACAGCAAAAAGAGAACAAAGAUGAGGAUGUGCGAAGUACGAGAGAGGAAAACAAGGAUGAGAUACCGGAGAAAAGGACCAAAACUCAGAUAGAAAAGGCAAAAGAAGCCGAUUCAGAGGCUAGAUCACCUUCUGUCAUUACCCCUAUUAUUGUAAUCGAAGAGGAGGAUGAGGAAGACGGGAGUAAAGAGAAUCAGGAGUUACAGAUUUAUGAGAGGGAUGUGAAGGAAGACAAGACAUCGUCCAAAAAUAGCAAAGCGUCGUCUGCAAAUGCGGGUAUCGCUCAGAAGAGUUUGCAAACAUCUGACAAAUCCCAAACAAAACAAGCGGCAAAUUCAGACGAUCCAAAGCCCACACAACCCCCCACACCACCCGAACACGCCGCUGUGUUUGCCAGAGUCGCAACAGGGGAUAGAUCUCCUCUGACCACAUCAUCAAACCCUGAUCUCCCCGCCCUCCCCCGCCAGCCUGUGCUCAGAACGGACAUAAAAGACAUCGACUCGGAGGAGCUCUUUGAAGCCCGCUUCAAAAAGCGAGAGUCGUCUCUGACCCGCGGCCUCCGAAAACUGACCAGGAACAAAUCAGAGGAGAAAUCUCCCGUGCUGGGCCGGAAAGAGUUUCCAGGGGGUGAGGAGGUUUACCGGCCAGGGCCUCGGGGCGGCCCACUUGAAAUGGUAUCCAAAGGACUACCGGAGAAAUCUAAAUCUGUGCAGGAUUUAAGAGAGGAAGAUAAGGACGCAGGGCUCGGUCUGAUUGGGAGGUUUUCCCUGCGGGGGAAGAGGUUGACAUCCGCUGAUAAGAAAGGUGAGAAACCAAAGGAAGAGAAGCAACAAGAUGUGAAGGAAAGUGCCGUGAGCAAGAGGGUUUCAUGGGCGAUUGGUCGCAGCAAGUCCCUGGACACGAAGGAGCUGAACAACGCUCAGAAGCAGCUGGAAGAAAGAGAGGAGAGAAAAGAAGAGGAGUCGUCUGUCUCUGCCAUGAGGCGCAAGUUUGAGUCCAAAGUGGCGGGGAUUUCGGCCAAAAUUAGGACGCAGUCAGAGGAGAGGAAGGAUAAGGACACCGGGGGGAGUCAGAAAGAGCUGGCACAGAAGAAAGUCUCGGAUUCGCCUGUUGUAGCGAUGCGGAAUAAGUUUGAGAACAAAGUGGCGGGGAUUUCCUCAAAGAUCCGCAGUCAGUCCGAGGAGAGGAAAGACGACGCAGAAGGGAAAAGGACGCCGUUGUUCGUGCGCCAUCGCCACUCCCAAUCCGAAGGCCGUGGACUCAAGGGGAUGGGCAUCCCCGAGAAUCAGCUCGCCAAACAAACCGGCACCACUGCGUCCAAGGAAUCGAUCGAAUCCUCUUCCAGUAUUCAGUCUGAAAAAGCCUCAGAGAGCGAGAGGCGGUCACGGUGGGACAGGUGGGGUUUGUCGAGGAGUAAGAAAGACAAAACGCCUUCUCAGUCUGAUCUGACGGCAGCCUCCGCCUCUACAGAGGAGGGUUUGUCGAAAAGCCAGCAGUUCAUCCGCUCUGCGUCAGACUUCGCUCCUGUUUUUCACAUCAAACUCAGAGACCACGUCCUAUUGGAGGGAGAACCCGUCACUCUGAGCUGCCUUCCAGCUGGGAGUCCUCAUCCUGAAAUCACGUGGAUGAAAGGUAACUUCAUUUCCUUUUCCUUCUUCGACGUAACUUUACUUCUAUCCAGAAGCGCCUUUCUCAUUUCCUGAUCUUUGUAUCGUUUACAGAUCGUAAACCGCUCACAGCAGAGGACCGGGUCAGCCUCGUCUCCCACCCUGAUGGCAGGCAGCUCCUGAUGAUCAUGAAGUCCAGCCGGAAGGACGCCGGAGUUUACGAAUGCGUCGCCACCAACCCCAUCGCAACCAUCACCACUUCCUGCACACUGUCUAUAGCAUGUAAGUCGCUUAUUUAGUGAGGGGAGUUUGUUAAAGGGAUAUUCCGGUGUGAAAUUAAGUUAGGGUCAAACACACCGUAACACCGAGUUAGACACCCAGUCGAGAGAUGAAUGUUGCCAACCGGCGACCGCUUGCUUCUCUAGUUAUACCAACUUUAGUAACGACCGCAUGAUAGCAAUACACAGCGGUCUGAGGAGCCAUAAACAAACCUCAACCAAAACGCCACUCUAUAGCCACAAAUAAUGCUCAGAACAGCACCUAACUUCAUCAACAGGACAUAUAGGGUCACAGCCAUAGUACUAGCCACCAAACAUCUUUUUAACUUUGACUAAUUUCUUUAUCAAAGAGACUAAACACAACUCACCUACUCUCUUCCAGCAGCCGCUUGUUUGUAGCAAGAUCUUGAGCCAGUCCAUUACAAACUGCUGUGGGGUGACACAGCUCAAGGAAGAACAUUUAUGAUCAUUUCUUUCAAUCAUUUCCUUGAAGUAAUAAUCACCAUAUUAAUAAUUUUGCACUGCAGACGCGGUUGUUCUUCUGCCUUAGCGUCUUAGUCUGAUUGUAUGUCCAUGAAGAAAUUAUCAUAAAUGUUCUUCCUUGAGCUGCGAAACUCCGCUUUAGUCUGUAAUUGACUGGUCCGAGGUCUUGCUACAAACAGGCGGCUGCUGGAAGAGAGUAGGUGAGUUGUGUUUAGCCUCUUUGCUAAAGAAAUUAGUCAAAGUUAAAAAGAUGUUUGAUGGCUAGUGCUAUGUCUGUGACCCUGUAUGUACUGUUGAUGAAGUUAGGUGCUGUUCUGAGCAUUAUUUGUGGCGUUUUGGUUGAGGUUUGUUUAUGGCUCCUCAGACCGCUGUGUAUUGCUAUCCUGUGGUCGUUGCUGAAGUUGGUAUAACUAGAGAAGCAAGCAGUCGGCAACAUUCAUCUCUCGACGGGGUGUCUAACUCGGUGUUAUGGUGUGUUUGACCCUAAAUUAAUUUUACCCCAGAAUAUCCCUUUAACCUGAGAAGUGAGAGGUGAGAAGAGGGAGAUUGUGGGAUAAAACACAAGCUUUUGGGGUUAUAGUGUUGGUUUUUUUGGGGGGCAGUUGCUGGAGUUUUUAAGGAAUUUUGGAGGAAUGAGAACAAAGUUUGUUGGAGGCAAAGUUUUGCGUGGGUAAGAGGGAAUUUGUUGGAAAUGAGAGGGUGGAUUUUUUGUUUGUGAGGAGUUUCUUUCCUUCGUGUUUUGUUCUCUCUGCUGAUACUGGAGCAGGAUGAGCCAGAAGAUGAAUGUUUUCUGUUAAAAUAUCGUUUUAGAUGAAUUUCCUCUUCAGUUUGGGUUUUGCCUGAUUGAAUUCACUUAAUUUAAUAUGGAAUUAAAUGGAAAAUGUGAGAUCUUCAUUAACGUCUGUUCUGCACGUAGAAGGAGUUCUUCUGCCGGGGGUGAAAGUGCUUCUUUCUUUUCAUGGACACACUGUAAUUAUCAUUACACUGUAAUGUAUUUUGCAUGAUUUAACUCCAGGAAGAAUGGUUUGGACUAUUAAUCCAGCUGCAAUGAAUAUUAAUAUCAACAGAUUAGCUUUACAGUAGAUUAAUUUAAUGGAUUUUUGGAUUCUCUCUCAUUUGUCUUGUAAUAAGCGGCGUUAAAUGAUUUUCCUGCGAUCUGGUGACUCACGUUCAGAAAUAAGACUCUCAAAGCUUCGAUGGCAAAUAUAUUUCCAGGCUGUCAGGCUCCAUCGAUUGCAUCUGCACUUUAUUUGUUACGGCUUUUAGACAUUUAGAGUUCCUAAUCUCAGCCGGUGGAGCUGUUUGUUUCUCCUCCUUGAUCCAUCAGCGGUGUGAAAAAGACUUCAGACAGCUCGUCUCGCCCCGAGAAACGGCUUCUUUGUUCCUGCCGGUGUACAAGCUUAAUGGGAAAUGUGGUUUUAAAUUUGCUGUUUGUGUCAGGUUUGGUUUGAUUUCAUGACAAACGUUUGUCUGUGCCCCGGGUUAGAGAAAAUAAACAUGCCCUGAUUUCUUUUCCAAUCUUGAUCUCAUCAGGCUUCAAAUCUGACAUUUGUGUAAAUUGAAAGACAAACUCUAUCACUGGUGGUUAUAAAGAAACGCAAAGACGGGUUUUAUGAGUGUUUUCAGUGCGGCUGAUGAAAAGCUGAGCUUCAGGCGGUAACAGCGAGAUUUUAAAGGCGAAUCACAGCGACAACAGUGAAAAAUGCAUCAUUAUGGAUCAAAUGGAGAAAAUGUCAAGAUUUUAAAGGUCAAAAUUUAGAGGCAGGAAAAAAAUAACAGCCUGAAAAUGAGCAAUGCUGCAUAAACAUAUUGACUCUAAUGUACGGUGGCCUCAGAGGUCACCUGUACAAACGUUUUAUGACACCCCCAAAAAAAUUCACUAAAUACCAAAAAGAUUUAACCCUCCAAACAAAAGUCUAUAUGUAUUUGGUUCAUGAAAACAAAAAAAAAAGCAUAUAUUUAUUUAUUUAUUUAUUUUUAAAUAUAUGCAGGAUAUUUUCUAAAAUAUAAAAACAGAUUUAAUAAAAAAGCCAAAUUUAUUCACUAAAAAAAAAACAGAAAAAUCACUUCUUUUUCUGUUUAUAAAGAGGUUCAUUUACACUUUUUAAAAUGUUUUUGAAUAAAUAUGAAAGUGUUCCCUGCUGUGUUUUUGGCAUUAAUUAAAAAAAAUUGGCCAGUUUAGCAUUUUUGUGUGUCGUAAAAUUUGUUACACUUCCUAAAAAUGUUUUCCAUUAAACAUUGUAUUUUUCUGUUGCAUUUCUUUGAGGUGAAUAGUUUUUGGUCAGUCCAGCAUUUUUCUGACAUUUUUUAAUUUAUUAAUUUAUUUGCUUUUCAUUCUUUUUUUUUUUUUUUUUGCAUUUUUAAAAAUAUUUCUGUUUUUUAAUUUUCUGUUGAGUUAUUUUGUUUUGAGAGUUCUUGUUGUAUUUUGUGAAUGUAUCUUUUUCAUACUAUAUAAAAUUUCUGUAUUUUUUUAAUUGCAUAAGUUUUUCAUCUUGGGUUUAUAGAAAUGUUUUAGCGUUUUUGUUAAAUUAAUUCUGCAUUUUAUGAAAAACUUUCAAAUUGACAGAGGGCGCAUGAUGCGACCGGCAGAAGUGAGGUUGACUUUGGUGUUUAUUGACAUUGUUUUUUUUUUGUUAAGGAAGACAUUUUUGCAUUUAUACAGUUGGCUUUCUGGGCUACCGUACUUAAGGACUCAGAAAGGUCUUAUUCUGUUUUCUGUUUUUUUCUCUGAUUUCUUUUUUUGCAAUCAUCAUCGGUGUCUUUUCUAGAAAACUCUUAACAUGUCGUUUCUUUCGUGUCCUCCUUUUCUUCUCAAGGUGUCCCCAAACGCCCCGGGACCCCUGAAGUCCCUCAGACCUACAACAACACGGCCCUGGUGCUGUGGAAGCCAGCGGACACAAAGUCUCCCUGCAGCUACAACCUGGAGAGAAAAACAGAAGGUGGGUGAGAAAUGAUGAUAUCAUGAAAAACUACAGAAUCCUCCUUUAAUUGAUGGUUUUAAUGCGCUAAAACUCACAAAAUUUGACCCCUUGAAGGCGUCAGCGUCUUAAAAAGCUCUGACAAUAUUUAGCUUUGGUUGGUAUGUGAUGGUUCUCGUUGAAAUUAGUCCCCUAAUCCACAGACACCAAUUAGAGCGAGAAAAUGAGUCAGUCCACGGGGGAAUACAGACUGUUCUCGUACUGCUGUCGGAGCUUUUUGUCAUUACGCAACUUUAAUCAGCGUUAUGUCAUAUCGGAGGGAAUAAAAUGAAGUCUACAGCAGCCUCGGUUAAUAUUCAUUGAACUGUUUUUGCUCUGAUAAACUUCAUUCUGACGUGUUUUGCCCGGUCGUCUUGUUCCGGAUGUAAUCUCUGGCAAGCGGCGAGGAUGUUCCCACAGAGUAGAGCGCCACGAGCUGAUUUACAUUUUGAUUCGAGUUUGUUUCACCGUGUGAGCAGAACAGACAAGAUGAUGUGAUAGACUGAGUUUCUAGUUUCCAUAUACAUCAGAUUUACACACUAUAGUUAAGUUUGUGAACGCACUUGAAGCACCAGAGGUUUAUAAGUGGGACAACACUGCCAUCUGGUGGACAGAUUUGGAAUCGCAACAAGCAAACAAACUCCACAUAGAGUCCAUUUUUCAUGCAUUUCUUCCCUCUCUGUGUUUAUAGGUGAUUCUAACUGGAUGACUGUAGCCACCGGGAUCGUCGACUGCUACUACAACGUCUCAGAUCUGCCACCAGGGGGCGCCUUCAGGUUCAGAGUCUGCUGUGUCAACAAGGCCGGACAGGGGCCGCAUAGCAACUGCUCUGCACCGGUCAGCCUUGAAUCAACAGGUACAAACGAAGAUCCCCCUGAAGAGUAAAGCAUAAAGUGAUGUUUUAUCUUUUAUACCACGACUCUCAAGCUCCUCAAAACGACAAAACAAACACCAAAAUUAAAGUUCAAGUUAAAACAAUCAUAAAACUGAACGUAGAGCUAGUUCAGGCAGGUUGAAAAAGUCAAGCUCAGCCCACCCCCACUCCAUCAAUUCCUUUUUUACUGUAUCCAGGACUCGACAGUGUGACCGUUUCACUUGUAUUUGCGACUAAAAAUAGAGGUAUGAGGUAAUUGUACCACCACCACACAACAUUCACAAUCAUACACCAGUGGAGGACACACACUGGGCGCAAGGUGGGUUAAGUGUCUUGCCCAAGGACACAACGGACAGACUAAGGAUAGGUUUGAGCCACCAACCUUCCGGUUAUUUGCCGACCGCUCUACCUCCUGAGCUACGGCCGCCUCCCUAGUUUUAGGUUGGAUAUCCGACGGACAUUAUCGGAAACAGCAACAGCAGCGUGGUUAAAUCUACACCCGCUGUCAAUGUCGGGUGGUGAAUAAGGGACCAUCAAUAAAUUACCUGUUGAUGUUCUCAGAAAAGGCUGUUUUCCUUUUAAUAGCUUCCAUGUCAUGUGACCAAUUGACCUAAAAUUGAUUUCAAAUAAUCAUACCUAUGUCGACUAAUAAGACACACAUUAUUUGAUCCAUUUUUAUUGUGCCCCUAUGGUUCUUUGUGUGCUCCUUACUUUUUCAACUUAGAGCAUAUGAGGGUCUUUGCUGAUUUUCUCCCUGAUUUGGUGUCUCUGAAACCGUCCUCCACCCCAGCUCCUCCCUUAAAUGUUUUGUCUGAUGUUACCAGGCUGCUUUGUGUUGAACCUGGAGGUCUUUGCUGCUGCUCUCCCUGCCUCAGCUUUUCAUACAUGUCGAUGACAGUGUUCUCUCCCAGGCGUAGAAAGCUGCAGUGAAUCUUUUUGUUUUUGUUUCCAUAGUUGGAGGAGCUCCACCUUCUGUAGCUGUUGUACAAACCGCCCCAGCUCCACCUGCACCUGUCGUCACCUCCUCAGUGACCAUCCCCCCGCUCAAACCCGUCCAAUACAACGCCCCCAGAGUUACCGUCUCCACCAUCACCUCCACCUCCACUUCUCCGUCACAUGCUGCCUCUCCUCCUCCUCCUGCGGAAACAACCGCCCAAAAACCAAACUCCAGCCUUCCCUCUCCACCCACAGUCAAACCUCCUCCACCCUUUGUCCUCCCCAAACCUCAAAGCCCCAUCAACAUUGUGUCCCCCAUGACCCAGACUCCACCUAUUUCCCCACCUCCACCUCUUGUAACUCCUCCCCCAACACCAAUCAAACCCGCAGUGGCUUCUGUUCCCACGUACGUCCCCGCCGUCACCGCCCGGGUCGCCCCGAGUCCCGUCUCCUUUACCCCACAAGUGCUGCAGACCUCCAGCCUGAGCCCUAUCGCAGAUGGAGUCAGUACUCCCACCAGAGGAACCCCGUCUGGUCGAGCUACGCCCUCCACCGCUCUGAGACAGGGGGUGCCACAGAAACCGUACACUUUUCUGGAGGAGAAAUCCAGGUGAGACGAUGAUUCAGAAACAUCAAAAAUGGAGCUGAUUCGUAGACUCACGACUUAACUGCACUUUUUUUUUUUUUUCAGGGGUCGUUUUGGAGUCGUCCGUGAGUGUCGUGAGAACUCAACAGGCAAAAUCUACAUGGCGAAGAUCAUUCCCUACAGCCAGGAGGACAAGCAGGCCAUCCUGAAGGAGUACGAGAUCAUGAAGUCGCUCCACAAUGACAAGAUCAUGGCUCUGCAUGAAGCCUACGUCACGCCGCGCUACCUGGUGUUAGUGGCCGAGUACUGCACCGGGAAAGAGCUGCUGUACAGCCUCGUCGACAGGUCAGAGAGGGCGAAGACGGCGUUGUACACCGCACAGGUUUUUAAAUCUCUUAUUCAUUCAAAUAAAUGAAUUAAAACCAACCCUGUUCUCUUGAAGGUUUCGAUACUCCGAGGACGACGUGGUGGGCUACCUGGUCCAGAUCCUGCAGGGAGUGGAGUACCUCCACAGCCGGCGUGUCCUCCACCUGGACAUGAAGCCUGACAACAUCAUGGUGAGCAACCUGAACGCCAUCAAGAUCGUGGACUUCGGCAGCGCUCAGAGCUUCAAUCCGCUCAGCCUCAAACAGAAGGAGUCAGGACCGGGGACGCUCGAGUACAUGGGUGAGGACAGACGAACGUACAACGCAUGAACCUUCUACAAACAUCUCAAGAUCCUUGAAGCAUUAAAGGGAUAUUCCAGCGUGAACAUCUUUUUAGCUUUGCCUAAUUUCUUUCGCAAAGAGACUAAACACAACUCACCUACUCUCUUCCAGCAGUCGCUUGUUUGUAGCAAGACCUCCGGGCAAGUCCAUUAUGGACUGCUGCGGGGUUUCGCAGCUCAAGGAAGAACAUAUUUUAUGCCGGAAUAUCCCUUUAACGAAUCUUAAUUUCUCUAAUUUUUCAUCCUCUACCAAUCCAAGCUCCUGAGAUGGUAAAAGGUGAAGUUGUUGGCCCUCCAGCAGACAUUUGGAGUGUUGGAGUCGUGGCGCACAUCAUGUAAGAGACACGUCCAUGAGAAUUUGACUAUUUUGUACGUCAUUAAAUCAGCUUUACAUGUCAUCAUCUAGGAUAUAAUAUAUAAAGAGAGAGAUAUAAACUGGACAAAUCUCUGUACAAAAAGGCCAAGACUAAAAAAGCCAUUUUUUAAUAUAAAAUACAUGCCUAAGUCUUGUUUGUGCACCUUUAACACUCAGGCUUGGUGGCCGUCUGCCCUUCGAAGACAAAGACCCUCUCCAGGUGGAAUCCAAAAUCAUAAUGGCGAAGUUUGACCCCUCAAAACUCUACACAAAUGUGUCCCAAAGUGCCUCCGCCUUUCUCAAGAAGAUGUUGAGCAGUUACCCAUGGUGAGAAAUAACAACAUGUACUUUUCGCUAUCCCUUUAAGGAAAGGAAAGAAAGUAAAGAUUUUUUUCUUCCAGGGCUCGUCCGACUACUCGAGACUGCUUCUCCCAGGCCUGGCUGCAGGACUCAUACCUGAUGAAGCUGAGGAGACAGACCCUCACCUUCACCUCCAGCCGCCUCAAAGAGUUCCUCGUGGAGCAGCAGAGCAGGCGCACAGAGGAGGCCACCAAGCACAAGGUGCUGCUGCGCACCUACCAGAGCUCACCCAAGUCCCCAGGGUCUGGGACGGCAACGCACGCCCCCAACCCAAAGUGA
This is a messenger RNA of Xyrichtys novacula (pearly razorfish), 54348 nucleotides long. The record is from the annotation of a GenBank genome assembly. Lineage: Eukaryota; Metazoa; Chordata; Actinopteri; Labriformes; Labridae.